CUUCCCAUUGAUAGGCAGAGGCAGCCAGCCAAUCCGAGGCCUCGCAAAGGGUCGGUGAAGCGGGAGGAGAUGGAAUUUCGGACGAGAAGCUUUGCGAAGGUUGCUAUGAGCCUGGCUUGGACGGGGGCGGGUCUAAAGGGAGUGACCAAUAGGCAGCGAGGAAAAACGCCGAUAGGCGGGCGAGGCGACCAACGGGGCAGCCCAGCAACUUUCUUUUUCUCCCACCCUAUUGGUGGGCGGUGCCAGAGAGGAGGUGGGGAGAGCUCGGUGUGGCGCUAAAGGCGCCGGGAGCGGGGGCGGGGCGGGUAGUGCGGAGUCGGUUCGAGCGCGCGCGCGCCGGGGGGAGAGGCGGCUCCGCAGACAGCGGACCAGCUUGAGCGGCCGAGAGGACGGCGCGGGCACGCGCGCGCGGAGAAGAGGUGAGGCGUGCGGGGAAAAGAAGGAGCGGGGAGGAAGCAGGGGAAGCUGCGAAUGCCCCCCUCUCUUUCCCCCUCCCCCACAUUUUCCCGCCUAGCCUGGACGAGAUGGGGAGGGGGGAGGCGAAAGCAGCGGGGUCUCUGCUCCCACCUAGACGGGGGGGGCGGUCCUCCUCCUCCCCGCUUGCCUCGCCUUCAUCUUCAGGCGUCCUCCCCUCCCACUCCACCUUCUGAGGGAGGUGCGCGAAACGAAUAGCCCACGUCCCCCCUCCUGGGAAAUAUGGGGGAAAUAUGAAUGGGGCUCGCCUGUAAUGGUCUCCCACCUCCCGUCCUUUCCAUUCCCCUCCCUUGCAACGCGCUGCAUGCGCGCCGGUGCAGACGUAUCCAAAAGGGCUGCCUGCUCGGGGCCCGGGUCGCCGAAAAGCGCACGUGUCCCUUUGUUUAAGGGGUGGGUGGGAUUGCUUGACGGCGUGGGGUAGGGUGAGCGGUUGAAGCCAGAGGGGUAGGCAUCGGUUUAGUCCGUAUGCGGCUGAGGUUUCGGUAGCAUCCAUCUCUGGGGGCCGUAUAUAGGGUUGGGGUUAGGGGCGCUACCCUCUCCCGCCCUCCGGUUGCCUUUUGUGUGGCCGCUAGGAAGGCGCCGGUUAGCCGUAACCCCGCUUUUCCAAAUAAUUUCCCUGCCCAAUGAAGAGGUCUUGACGCCCUUCCGUGGGUUGGCGGCGUCUGUUUCCUUCCAUCUUCCCGGUAAGGACUGGGAAGUUGUCACGCAGCCCUUUUGUGGGCUUCACCGUGGGUGCUGGUCACAACUGGUUCCAAACUUGGGAGCUGCUACCACUUAAUUUCGAAACUACCGGCCAGUUCACAACAAGCACGCAAAACUGCUUGACCUAGUGGGCUACGUAGCAUUGUUCUGUUCCUCAUGUGAGAUGCUCCAGGUGUAUGUAAGAUGCUUCAAUGUCCUUGAAAUGGCUGCACGGAACCUCUAAAACCUCGCCCCACCCAUCGUUUACUCUACUCUUUUCUUAUUCUGGUCACUGUUGUCUGAUGAUGUGAAAAGAGUGAUGUAGCCUGACAAGUGAUCUUUUCUUAACACUUAGUGCUGGUUUCUCUGAAUGGCAAACAACAGAGGUCCUAUCCAACUGUGUGACAAACUAAGGUUGCCCAGGUAACCCAUUUGGGAGCACACACACCCCUCCGCCAUGUGACUGUAUUCUUCCAGACCUUAAUGUUGAUUCCUUCUUUGCAUUGCUCUAGAAACUAGCUGAUGCACUCACCUGGAAUAUUGGUUGUAUAUUGGUUGCACAGUGUUGGUUGGCUACUUUGUUGUAUUACAAUGACACCUGGGCCUGCUUUGGAGUUCUAGCUUUAACCUAGAAAGGAAAAAUAAAUGCCUAUCAAUUUGCUGUGUAUGUAUGUAUUAUAUAUGUAUGUAUAUAAAUGUAUGUAUGUAUGUAUAUAAAUGUGCAUAGGGCAGCUGGAAGUAUAGGGCCCCGCUAGAAUAAUACUGCUAUAGAUGUCUCCAUGUGUUUUCAAAGGUGCCAUCUUGAUUUCAGUCAAAUUUGUCUGUAGCAUCUGUAGAGCUACUGGCUCUUACUUUGGGCAUGAUUUAUUUGGGUUCUAGUUUCAAUUGGAGCAACCUUACUUCUCCUUAUUUUCCUUCUUGGAACCUUCUUUUGAGCAGUUUAUUCUAAAGCACUAUUUCUCCUUAGCUCUGCUUACUGUAGUCAUUUCUUGGUCUACUGAUGUGAAUUCAUCUGGUCUGCAGCAAGUAAGGCAGGCUGCUUCAUGGCCCUCUGGUGGAUUGAAUGACUUCACACUUUAUUCAGCUAUAGUAACUUAUCAGUCUGACAUGUAGGUGUCUCCCUUGAAGGAGAAUAGACUUGAAUGGGUUGUAUUCAACUAACUUGUACUCAAUGUAGACCCAUUGAAAUGAAUGCCCGUGAUGAAGUUCGGUCCAUUCUGAGUAAAAGUUAGUUGAAUACAACCUAAUGCAUGCAUAAUUCUUAAAACUGCCUCCUUUAAAAUGAGUGUUGGAUUGUUGUACUGGUGAGAGGCUUAGGCUGGGUUAGGACUCUUAGUAAAAAUUGUUCCAAGAUGGUGGUGAACAAGUCAGCACAAAGCAGCCACCCAGCAGAGAAAACUGUGACCUGUUUAUCUAGAGCAGUGCAGGAAAUGUUAUUAGCCUGCAUGCCGGAAUCCAUGGCAAUAUUUGUAAAUGAAUGUUACGUUGGGCAACUUUAUUUUUAUUUUUUGGUAAUCUUUACAAAAAUGUUGUCCAUUAUAAUAAAAUGAUUUAUAUGCUAAAAAAUAGGAUAGCAAACACUUGCAUUUGGAAGGCGUCCUAGUAAAACAUAAUUGCAUGAUACCUACUUAACACAUCAUGAAUUUUAUCUUUCAUGGGAAGAAUUAACAUUUUAACUUGCUUGACCAUGUUUUUAGACAAAACAGGGUUGGGUUGGAUAUAGUAGUUAUGCAAUGCAUCAAAUAAAUCAAUGAAGCAAUAUGUUUCCUUAACUUUAGAUAGUGUCCUCUUCACUGUUAAAUUGGAUAUAUUUCAAAACAUCACCAGUUGCAUCAAAUCUGAACAUCUGCCCUUUGAUUGCCUUACUGUUCCAGGAUCAGUAAAACUUUGGUUCAGCUCCAGAGCACAUCCAAGUGAAUUUGUUGGCUGGCAUUUUGUGUCUGUAGUAAGUUUCAGGUAACUUAUUAUUAAAGGAAAUGCACAGCACAGAACUUCAUUUUACUUGGUCUCUUAAGUUUCUGCCUAAAUUUCUUAAACUUGAUUCUGUGCUGACAAUAUAUUUCUAAAUGCGUGUCUUGACUAUGGCAGAAAUAAUGUAAUUUCAUUUAAACUGCUGUAAUUGAUUAUUUUCAGAAGUAUUACUUAUUCUGCUUUGGAUCAACAUUCCCAUGUUUAUGUUCCAGUAUUACACAUAGUCUCAACAUUUAUUUUGCAGUCAUAGCUACUAACAUGCAUUUUAUGUCACCUAUGCUUAAGUGCCAUGCUUAAGUUAUGCUGGUCACUAUUUCUAGACUUAUGACCAAGCUGAUCUGAGUUUAGGAAUUUUAUUCAAGUGAUUCGCCUGAAGAUUUAAGUAUGGCUGGUAUUACAGCAUUGGUGGGGAACCUUUGCUUUUUUUGGUCAACAGCCACAUGCUGGUAGUCGAAAUGGAUAUGCCAAAGCCAAAAGUACACAGGACCAGGGGGCGGGCCCUUUCCUUUCUUUCUCUGGAAGCACAAUCUCUUAUUCCCUGCCCAGCUGGCUGCUAAAGGAGGAACUGAUUACUUUUCCCAGAGAAGCGGGUAGCUUUUGUAAUUAGGCUCAGGGCUGUAGGUUACCCAUAAGGAAUAAUUUUGUAUCAAAAGAAGGAUUGGAGCAGUCAUAGGCAAACUCGGCCCUCCAGAUGUUUUUUUGAGACUACAAUUCCCAUCAUCCCUAGCUAACAGGACCAGUGGUCAAGGAUGAUGGGAAUUGUAGUCCCAAAACAUAUGGAGGGCCAAGUUUGCCUAUGCCUGGAUUGGAGAGUUAAAGAUAAUAGGUUAAUUGGGUAUUUAUCUUCAUUCAGGGGAAAAGGUGCUAGGAGGAGAAUACAGUGGUAGAAUCAUAGAAUCAUAGAGUUGGAAGAGACCACAAGGGCCAUCGAGUCCAAACCCCUGCCAAGCAGGAAACACCAUCAGAGCACUCCUGACAUAUGGCUGUCAAGCCUCUGCUUAAAGACCUCCAAAAAAGGAGACUCCACCACACUCCUUGGCAGCAAAUUCCACUGUUGAACAGCUCUUACUGUCAGGAAGCUUUUCCUAAUGUUUAGGUGGAAUCUUCUUUCUUGUAGUUUGGAUCCAUUGCUCCGUGUCCGCUUCUCUGGAGCAGCAGAAAACAACCUUUCUCCCUCCUCUAUGUGACAUCCUUUUAUAUAUUUGAACAUGGCUAUCAUAUCACCCCUUAACCUCCUCUUCUCCAGGCUAAACAUGCCCAGCUCCCUUAGCCGUUCCUCAUAAGGCAUCAUUUCCAGGCCUUUGACCAUUUUGGUUGCCCUCCUCUGGACACGUUCCAGUUUGUCAGUGUCCUUCUUGAACUGUGGUGCCCAGAACUGGACACAGUACUCCAGGUGAGGUCUGACCAGAGCAGAAUACAGUGGCACUAUUACUUCCCUUGAUCUAGAUGCUAUACUCCUAUUGAUGAGGCCCAGAAUUGCAUUGGCUUUUUUAGCUGCCGCGUCACACUGGCUCAUGUCAAGUUUGUGGUCAACCAAGACUCCUAGAUCCUUUUCACAUGUACUGCUCUCAAGCCAGGUGUCACCCAUCUUGUAUUUGUGCCUCUCAUUUUUUUUGCCCAAGUGCAAUACUUUACAUUUCUCCCUGUUAAAAUUCAUCUUGUUUGUUUUGGCCCAGUUCUCUAAUCUGUCAAGGUCGUUUUGAAGUGUGAUCCUGUCCUCUGGGGUGUUAGCCACCCUUCCCAGUUUGGUGUCAUCUGCAAAUUUGAUCAGGAUGCCCUUGAGUCCAUCAUCCAAGUCGCUGAUAAAGAUGUUGAAUAAGACCGGGCCCAAGACAGAACCCUGUGGCACCCCACUAGUCACUCUUCUCCAGGAUGAAGAGGAACCAUUGAUGAGCACCCUUUGGGUUCGGUCAGUCAGCCAGUUACAAAUCCACUGAGUGGUAGCAUAGUCAAGACCGCAUUUUACCAGCUUCUUUACAAGAAUAUCAUGGGGCACCUUGUCAAAUGCCUUGCUGAAAUCAAGGUAGGCUACAUCCACUGCGUUCCCUUCAUCUACCAGGCUUGUAAUUCUGUCAAAAAAUGAGAUCAGGUUAGUCUGACAUGACUUAUUUUUCAGAAAUCCAUGCUGACUAUUGGUGAUCACAGCAUUCCUUUCUCGGUACUCACAGACUGUUUGCUUAAUGAUCUGCUCUUCCCCGGUAUUGAUGUCAGACUGACUGGGCGGUAAUUAUUUGGGUCCUCUCUUUCCCCCUUUUUGAAAAUAGGGACAACAUUUGCCCUCCUCCAGUCUGCCGGGACUUCGCCGGUUCUCCAGGAAUUCUCAAAGAUGACUGCCAGUGGUUCUGAGAUCACAUCUGCCAGUUCUUUUAAUUCUCUUGGAUGCAGUUCAUCUGGCCCUGGAGACUUGAAUACAUCUAGACUAGCCAAGUAUUCUUGUACUAUCUCCUUAGUUAUUCUGGGCUGUGUUUCCUCUGCUGAAUCAUUUGCUCCAAAUUCUUCAGGUCGGGCAUUGUUUUCUUUAUCGGAGAAGACUGAGGCAAAGAAGGCAUUGAGGAGUUCAGCCCUUUCUGUGUCCCCUGUUUGCAUUUCACCAUCUUCUCCUCUGAGUGACCCCACUGUUUCUUUGUACCUCGGGUUAAGUACUUAAUUCGUUCUGGAGGUCUGUUCUUAACCUGAAACUGUUCUUAACCUGAAGCACCACUUUAGCUAAUGGGGCCUCCUGCUGCUGCCGCACCUCCGGAGCAUGAUUUCUGUUCUUAUCCUGAAGCAAAGUUCUUAACCUGAAGCACUAUUUCUGGGUUACCGGAAUCUGUAACCUGAAGCAUAUGUAACCCGAGGUACCACUGUACUUGUUUUAAGUUGAUUGCGCAUCUCCAGCCAAAAAUCCCCUGAACUAAGGUUCAGACUGCUAAAUGGUUUCUCGGAGCUCCUGCUUAUAAUUCAUCUUUACGCAUCCCAUUGAAGACUUAGAUAGGGCCUGCUGGAAGACAGAAUGAAAGGAAACAUUUCUUCUACCACUCUAGUCCAGGGUCACUUGAAGGACAGUAAACAACAUGCUGAAGAUAUGGUAUUACAGUAUAGUUCUUCCAGAUGAGAAGGAUGGGGAAUACCCCUAAGUUCCUCAGCGUUUAUCAGGCCUGCUAUGGAUGGAAUCUUUACUUUUGUUACAUUGGAAUUUUGCCCUUUGAAAUCUCCAAGCCCCCACUUCUGUUCAGUGUUAGAAACUCAGAUAUAUAAGCUAGGUGCCAAAUGGCACCUUAAACCUAGGUUACAGUCGCCACAAUGGAUUUGAUAUCCUGCUUUAUCACUACCUGAAGGGAGUCUCAAAGCAGCUAACAAUCUCCUUUUCCCUUCCUUACCCACAACAAACACUCUGUCAGGUGAGUGGGGCUGAGAGACUUCAGAGAAUUGUGACUGGCCCAAGGUCACCCAAUAGCUGCAUGUGGAGGAGCAGGGAAUCAAACCCGGUUCACCAGAUUACGAGUCCACCGCUCUUAACCACUACACCACACUAGGAGGUUGGGCCAGAUGACCCUCGGGGUCUCUUCCAAUGCUACAAUUCUAUGAUUCUGUGAUCUCAACUACGUUGCUUGACUGUAGCUUCCUCUUACAACAGUUCACUUGUCCCAGUAUGCAAGAAGUAGAAAAACACACAGUGGAAAUUCACUCUGGACUAAGGCAGAGGUUUUUAAACAUGUGUUUGCCAUCUUUGGUGUCCAGAAAUCUCAAGGUAGUUGCAGUUGGACCUGUGCCAGUAGCAAAAUGUGCCUGGCGCUUGGGGAAUUUCGAACACUGCUUCUGUUUGCCUACCAUCUUCCAGCAGAGCCUAGCUGGCAACUCAGCUGGUUUAUCCUCCUUCAGAAGUUGCUGAUGCUUCUUAUUAUGUAUUGGACAGGUAGUUGUGAAACUACUGAAUGCACUGACAGCUAUGGAGCUGUCAUGGAGUGGUAAUCCAUUAUUUCUGUUACUGCACCAAAAACAAAUUGUACAGUACUAAAUAUAACUUUAUAAAGUAAAAGCCAUUCUAUACAGAAACUGGUAUCCUGUAUCAAAGUACUUUGGCAUAGGAAAAUGCAGUGUAGUGUACAUGUUUAAUUGAAAAUAAGCCCCGUAGAGUUGAAUAUUUGUCCCUAGCUUAAAUGUUUAUAAGAUUGCAGCCUUUGGUUUGACUGGACCGUUAAGUUCAAUCAACUGGAGUUUGUCCACAGACAGCUUUCUGAGUCAUGUGGCCAGCAUAACUAAAACGCAUCUGGUGCAAUGGGACAACGUGACGGUAGCCAGAGCACAUGGAAACGCUGUUUACCUUCCCGCGACUCUGGUACCUAUUUAUCUACUGGUGCUGUUACGCUUUCGAGCUGCUAGGUUGGCAGGAGCUGGGACAAAACAAUGGGAACUCACCCAUCGCUUGGAUUCAAACUGCCGACCUUAUGAUCAGCAAACCCAAGAGGUUUGGUGGUUUAGACCACAACGCCACCUUUGUCUUGGUGGGCUGCAGUGUCAGUGCAUUGAAAGUAAAUGGGAAAAGCAAGCUGAGAUGCAGAUACUUGCAUGGCUACAGAUGGGGCUCUUAUUAAGCAAAGAUGAGCAUUACAUUGGAGCAAAUAUGCUUUCUUACAGAAAUGGCCUGGUUUCAUAGGAUGUUUCGCUUUCAUAAGCACCCAUUUCUGCAGAAUCUGCUAAAUCCCCUAUUUGGGUAUACAUCCUUGAGAUUAUUCAGUGCUCUAGCUGUAGAAUCUGCUGAGUUUGAGAAACCAGCCAAUUCAGGUUCAUGUAUUAAUAGUGACUGCUACUUCUGUUUUCAUUUUUCCCCCCUAGGUUGCAGUUAUUUGUUAAUUCCCGCAUGAUGGCGCAGAGGAUAGGACAGGAGGACCCUGAGAGAUAUCUCUUUGUGGACAGGGCAGUAAUCUACAACCCUGCUACACAGGCUGACUGGACUGCUAAAAAACUUGUGUGGAUUCCUUCAGAACGUCAUGGCUUUGAAGCUGCAAGCAUCAAAGAGGAGAGGGGAGAUGAAGUGCUGGUUGAACUGGCUGAGAAUGGGAAGAAAGCAGUUGUCAACAAAGAUGACAUUCAGAAGAUGAACCCUCCCAAAUUUUCUAAAGUGGAAGACAUGGCAGAAUUAACCUGCUUAAAUGAGGCCUCUGUUCUACAUAAUUUGAAGGACCGAUACUACUCUGGGCUCAUUUAUGUAAGUAAUAAUUAUUUGACUGGCCUUUACUGGACCAUGGAGCCACCAACAACAGCUUCCUUAUUGACUGAAAUGUGAAAAAGUACCUGUAUCAUUUUUAAUGCCAGCCUGAUGUUAUGUAUAACUUGUAACUUGAUCCACAGUGUGGUUAGGGUUCUGAUAAUCGCCCUACUUUUUCUUAUUAGAUAGUCUGUGGCUCUUGGUACUUUUGACUGUGGGGUAGUGAUAAGGUGACCAGGACACACAAAACAUUUUUGAAUGCUUCAGCAUUUGUGGCCAGGAAGGCUUUGGAACUUUGGUCACGAACAUCUCUUCAUUGUGUGACUGGAACCUUUUCUUUCCAAGCUUCUUUUGUUCUUCGAUUUGGGGUGGUAAAAAAGAAUGAUGAGGUUUUCGCCCCUGGGCUUGGUCAUAGUUUUGGGGCAUAGACAAGUAGUCAGUAGCAGUCAAGAGAGGUGGCAUGGGUGAAACAUUGCUCUCCUACCUUCCCAAAGCAUCACUGUUGUUACUGAGAGGGGGAGGGACAAAGCAGCAGGGAGCUAAUCUGACUCCCCCCAAUGCUGUGGCCUUGCCUCCCCCUCUUGGGUAACUGGCAGCAACAUGCAGUGUUAGGAAAAUAGGAGAGCUGACUUGCAAGCUGCUAUUGCAACUGGUGAGGAUAUGCAGCCUUGACUUUUUCUUCCAAGGCUGCACCUGUCCUUAGAAUGCUUAUUCAGUGUUUGGACAUGGUCAGGAGCUGAAGUGAACCAGCUGAAGUUGAAUCUUGGCAAGGUAGAAGUGAUGAUGAUAGCUGGCAGGUCCUGUGGCCUUUGGGAGUUUAGGAUUCCUGUUCUAGAUGUGGCUUACUUCCUCCUUGUCAGUCGAGUUUAGUAAUCGCUAUGCAUAUUCAGCUUUGUUGGCUGGAUUUCAGCUAGACAUUUCUGCUUGAUGGUUGGCAUCUCUUAUUGUUGGAUAAUUCAGAUUACCUUCAAAGGACCAGACACCUGUAAUGUGCGCUUGUGUGGGGCGUGCCCCUGAAAACAGAAUUUUCCACAGGCACAGAAUGUGGUAGAUUAUCUAGGGCUGGGUUUGUUGGAACCAAAUUAUAUCUGUGCUCCGAAGUACAUAUUGCAUCUGUAAUUGUGUCCUGUGCACAAUGCAAGGUGCUAGUUUUGACUUACAGGCAUGGCUUAGGUAUGACAGUAAUGGCCAAAUAAUAUGUGUUUUAUUUGACUGAAGAAAGGAGCAUUGUGCCUAUUUUUUCCUCCUCUUUUCACUCACAUGCCAUAAUAUAAAACUUUUAGAGUUUCUUAAACCACCGUCUCCCUUUAUAUCUGAACCUAGAAACUGCUUUAAUAAAUCAGACUCUGUGUGGCAAUAGUUGAAUGAUAUCGAAGACAAGUGGUCUUCACUGGUGGCCCCAUACUCAUGGAAUACAAUCCCCCAAGAAAUACACAUGACUUCCUCACUAGCUAUUUUUAAAAAGUCUCACCAUUUUUAUAUUUUUAUGUGUUUUGCCUUGGUACCUCUUUCUCAGUCUUACUCCCACUCUGACUGUCUAUCAUAUUCCUUGCCAGAUUGUGUAUGACAAUGGACAUUGGGUCAAUUUGCAUUGGUGGACUUCUACUUCAAUGUGCCCCAUCUUUCAGAAUCUUAAUUGGCUGCUUGUUUGGCUUUACCAAAUUAAAUACAAAUAUGCCCCCUUUUAAAAUCACUCAACUUUCCCCCAUUUUUCAAAAAAUAGUAACAGUGGCAAUAUUUCCUCAGCCCACCUAAAUAACUCCCAAAGUCACCCUUCCACCCUUUACAUGGUUUUUGGAUAACAGUAAAUAACUUCACAUAAGCUUAUAAAUUCCUUCUCCCCUCCCUCCAAUACUAAAUGUAGUCAAACUAUAGCAGUCUGCUGCAUCCUACAUACUCUAAUAGCUGAUUCAUGCUCUUCCCCUUCCAUACGUUCAUAUGUCAAGACACAACAAGAAAACUUGAAGCUUCAGGCUCCCUUCUGUCCUUCACUAAUAUAUUUCUUUCUUUCUGCUCUAUUUUCUCAAGACAGAAGAAAAAGCAAGGUAGAACUACAAAGGGGGGUGGGCGCAGCACAGUAUCUAGAAAUAACACCACCUUUGGGUCCUGGGUUUAUCCAUUGGUAUAUCCUACAUUUAUCCAAUGCACAUAUUAAGUAGGUAGUAAAAGCUCAAGGGGAAAGCUGUAGCUCAAUGGUAGGGCACAUGCUUUGCAUGUAGAAGAUCCUCAGUUCAAUUCCCCACAUCUCCACUUCUUUUAAAAGGGGGUAGCAGCAUUGGAAAGACUUGAUUUUGAUCUUUAGGUGACUCUCAGUAUAAAAAUUCUAAUGGAAAUGUUUAAAAUUUCAAAAUCUGAAUCUUUCCAUGCCAGAUCUGAGAUUGGUAACUUAUUUUGAGGUCUAGUUCAAAGUGAAUAACUAUAAUUCAACAAAACAGUUACUGUGUGGCAUGUUAUUGGCACUGGCCUAGAUCUUAAUUUCUACACCAAGAAAAAGAAGUCAAUGUUAAUAAUACCUGAAAUGUUUAAAUCACAGUAUUGAGUUGAGUCAUAUUAUACCACAUAUUCUAGGCAAACAGCCUAUGCAGCCUUCUGUUUUAGAAACACCUGAAGUGAAGAAAUUCAUAUUUAAAUUGCAUUAGGAAAGGAAAAUUUGUGCUUGAGCUAUAAAAUGGUAUUUGAAAGAGGAGCUGUAGCCAAAUGCAACGUGAAUCAGGAAAUACUGUACUGCGGAAAUUUGCCUUCUACUUUUCAAAAUAAACCAUGAAAAUCAAUACAAUGCAAAUUUACUUUGCACUGUGUUUUGUAUCAAGUGGUUGAUUUGGGCGUUUUUUGUGAGUUGUCUUAAGGGCUGCCCCCAGAGAGCUGAGAACGUGGUAGACAGUAGGGGGUUUAGGAGGAAGUGAUGAUGAAAUUAUGUGGGGUACAUAAACUUUACUUUGUGACCAGAGGCCACUUUUGAGCUUCUGUAGGAUGACUAGAGACUUGAUUUUAUUUUUUUAAAAAAACAGAAUUCUUGCUUUGGCUAUUGUGAUUGUACCAGCUACUAAUUUCUCUACAAAUUCUUCACUUUGCAGAAGUAUAGAUGUACCGGACUAAACUGCUAGGAUCAGUGUAAAGGACAUAUGCAUUCUGUGAUAAUGAAAUUAUAAUUAAAUUGGAUAUAAUAUUUUCCACUGCUUACAUGAUAAGCAAUUGAAAACCCUCCCAAAUUCAAGCAACUGAUAGCUUCCUUUUCUUGAAGAACAAGUCUUAGGUCUUAUUGUUCAAAAGGGGCUAGGAAUGCUGGAAUGUACUCUUGACAGGGUUCCACAAAUAUCCACACUCCAAUGAUAACUGUGACAGAUUGUACCAUAUUUUCCUUCAGGAUGCUUUGUGGGCUUUAUGUAGAUUUCAAAUUACUAAGCAAUACUGUCUAGUGUUGUAGUAGCAUUAAGUUUCAAAAACCUGCUGAUAAGGAGGCAGAAAUAAGUAUUCCCCCCACGCUACCUCAAGACACGAAUUCACUUUUUUUAUGUGUGUACUAUGAUCUGUUUUUCAUCUUGUUCAGUACUAUUAGGUUAAAUCUUCACACUAACAUGAGUUGUAGAACAGCGCACAUGAUGGUCUUCUCUUUUAUUGCUUUUUUUAAAAUAACGUUCCCAUUUCUAGGCUACUUAAUAGUAUGGCAUAGAUAAACUAGCCUUGUACUUAUGGAAUUGAGGAGCCCGCUAGCAGAAAAUAUUGUUCUGUUCCUCCUUGGGAAGUGGCAGCUGAAGUGAGGACCCCAAAUCCUAAGCAAGUUGUAGAACAGUGCACUACUGAGGAAGGGGAAUAUAGGACACAGGUUUAUAUGCUGCUACUGCUACAGAUUAUAUAUUGUUCCUUCACUUGAGAAGCAGAAUUUCAAAAAAGAUAUUUGGGCCUGUGUUUUAAGAUGGUCUAAUAUCUUUGGCUUAAAAUCUAGCAAGACUCUGACUUGCAGCAAAUGGGUAUCUAGUUAUGCAAAGAGGUACCAGCAUCAGUCUUGAGGCUAGAGCUUUUCCAUUAUCCAUGCCCAGACUGUGGUCAUAGUAUACAGUAGGCUUGCAACUUGCACAGGGUUAUUUUCAGAGGGAGUGUGCAUAAAGCUGAAAUCAUUUAUAAUCAGAACAACCACAGAUUUCCCCCCCUCCAUGUGACCACCCCUACCUUUCUGAAGCUGGUGCGCCGAGUGGGUCUUGCCCCACCCGGAAGGCAGAGAGAGCUUUUAAGCCCUCUACAUUGCUUAUUAGGCUCUGGGAAGGUCUCAUGCAGGUUCUGGAGGUUUCUGUGAGAUGUCACCAGCCCAUCCAAGAUCCAGUAAGCAAAGUGGAGAGCUUAAAAUCUUUUUCUGCACCAGCGAAAUGCAACACUCUUUCUAUGUGCUUGGUUGUCAUCUGAAUUUUUCCUCUGCUGGUUUAAGUAGGAGGGCAAGUAAACAUUAGCUCCAGACCUUGUGCUGUUCUCCCCAUCCCCGACGUUGACAUGAGCUAUAGCAGUAAACUAUCUUUUGCAGCUGAAGUCUUCUAAAAGACCCACCAAGUACCUUUAUUUCAAUAAUACUGUAGUGUGGAACAUGUCUCCCCCACUUGCUUGUUUGUAUCUAUGCAGGAGUGAAAUGUGUGUAAGCUAACAGGACAUUGUGUAUGUUUCUGAACAAAAACAAAGCAUUGAGCAUUGUGUGGUUAAGGACAGGAUGGAUAGGAAUCAGUGGCUCAGUUUGCAUGUCACGCUAAGCCAAAUUAUGGCAGUAUGUGAAAGAGCAAGCAUGUUUAGAAAAUAACAAGCAUCUUUCUCCUCUCUGCUCCUGCUAGGCAUGUGGUUUGACAAACCACAAGGUGUAAACCAAAAGCAAACCUUGGUUGCAGGACAAACCAUGGUUUAGACAAUCAAUGAGCCAUAGUUCAUGUGUAAUUCUAAGCCAAACCAUGGCUUAUUUUCCAACAGAGCAGUAGGAGUGAAUUAGCCACUAUUUUAUAACUCUACACCUGCAUGCUUUCCUGUUCACUCUUAUCCACAAUUUAGCAUCGUGAAUUAAACCAAAGAUAAUGGGGGAAAAGUUUUAUUUAUUUAACAAUCAGUUAAAAAAAAUAAACAGUAGUACAUACAGGUUAGGUUAAUGCAGGUUGGGAGAGACUAAUCAACUUUUCUUCCCCCUCCCUGUAGACAUACUCCGGGCUCUUCUGUGUAGUCAUAAAUCCUUACAAGAACCUCCCAAUUUACUCCGAGAACAUCAUUGAAAUGUACAGAGGAAAGAAACGCCAUGAGAUGCCUCCACAUAUUUAUGCAAUAUCUGAAUCAGCAUAUCGAUGCAUGUUGCAAGGUAAGAUGCACACUUUAAACGUAAAGUGUUAAGUAUGCAGCUGGGAAUCAUUUUCGGUAUCUGCCUUAUUCGUAUGCUACAUUUGCACCUUUCUGUCGGUAAAACUGACCUGUUUAUACUUUCCCAAUGACUUCAUAGGUUAUUUGAUAUAUCCAUACCAUGGCUACCAACGAAAGUUAUUAAGGUAGCUACCAGUGUAUUUAAAAGAAUGUUACGAAUCACAUUGGAGACAUCCUAAAUAUGGAUUUCACAAAUUUUGCUUACUGCACAGAUGUUUCAAUCAGUUUGUAUGCCAUAUUGUUAAACAGAGAAACACCCAAAUAAUGCACUAUAGAGUAAAACGUUACUCUACCUACCACAUCUUGCUAAGUUCUCAAUUACCCAAAUACCACUGUCUGACAAGUUCUUCGAUGCUGGUUAAAUUAAUUAAAACCUCAGAUGAAUUAUCUCUCCCCCUCCAAGCUUUUUAGUGAGAACUAAUUCUGAAACUGACAAUGGGGAGAGAGGGGUGAACCCUACUGUGAAGGUGCAGAUUUUCAAACUUCAUAUUUCCCUUGCUACUUGAGGAGUUGGAUGCAUGGCUUCUGUUUCACGCAUGAGAUGCUGUGAAAAAUGGCUACAAGAAGAUUAUGCUACAGCAUUUUCAGAGUUUCUGCACACUUCAAAGUGUUGAAUACGUAGCUGGGAAUCAUUUUCAGUAUCUGCCUAUCCAUAUGCUACAUUUUUACCUUCCUGUUGGUAAAACUGACCUGUUUCACUUUUCCCUUGGCCUUCAUAGGUUGUGGUUAUAUGAUAUAUUUAUACUCUGCCAUCUUAAGAACUUCAGUUAGUAGGCAGCCAAUAUACUUAAAAUAAAAUGGGGAAGACUUUUUAGGGCACCACACAUACACAAACACACACAGAGAGAGAGAUCUAGUUCUUGGCUUUUCCAAUUGCCGUUGUGCAACUGAAUCCUCUGACCUGGAAAUGUCCUCAGAAAUACUAGAUGUUAAGUCCUUUGCAAGUCUGGGCUACUCCACUGUUCAAAGCCUAUUGCCGGUACUCAAAUAUUCUGCCUUUUUAUCUAUCCUUUCAGGGUUAUGAAAGAAAACUUUGACUCGACUUAACUGUUCAGGGGUCUUUUAUGUUUACCUAUUAAAGAAAACUACAUGGAAGUAGUGGAUAUCACUUUGAGAUACUGGUUUUCACCCUGAUGUUUAUCAUUUUUAUGAUUUUUAAAAUUGAGUUGUAUUUGUCAUUUUCCCAUGCAUUCUCUCAGUUUGGAGAGAUCCUUUUGGAAAGCUUCACAACACUGCUUUGUUUUAACCACCCUUAACAAUUUACCACCAUCAGCAAACUUGGCUACUUCCCUGCUGACUCCCAACUCUAGGUAGUUUAUGAACAAGUUGAAAAGCACAGGUCCCAGUGCCGAUCCUUGGGGCAGAGGGACUCCACAUUCUACAUUCGAAGAGAUGCUUAGUACUUACUUACGGAAGACUUUGCAGACUAAAUGAAACCACUUGCAGAAAAUUUGCCCCUUGGGGGCUUCCACUUCUCGCUAAUCACAUUGUUAUCCCUGGAGUUUGUCAGCAGAAUCUUUUAUGAAUGGUUAAAUUGCCUUAAUAGAUAUUAAUGCAUUAAAGACUGUUAGCAUGAUGUUUAACAUUAAUUGGAGCCCUCAAGUUUUGGCCUCUCUCAAAUGGGAAAUGGGAAUAAAUUUCAGGCAAUAGGCUUUGAGGAGAUAAUUCUGUUCCAUGACUUCACUGCCAAGUGAAGAAAGGACUGGAGAAUGGAGCACUUGGCAGCUGUUGUGCUUUAACACUUGGCAUUAUUAAAACUACAGUUGUUGCUUCUGGUACAUGAAAGGCAGAGCAUUGAAAAGCUGUGCUCUCUGCCUCCAGGACUGGGGACACGUGCGUGAUUUAUUUAUAUAUCAAGCAAUUUAUAUACUUCUUAACUACAGUCGUCUCUUAAGUGGUUUGCAAGAAUACGGUGCAAAAAAAAACAUGGUCAAAACUAUAAAAUCAAACCUCAAUUGCAAUGCCUGCUGGAAUAAUAAUAAUAAAGUCUUCAGCAGGCAACAGAAGUUUUUUGGGGGGGGGCAGGGAAUGGUGGCGCCGCCGCCUGACAUCAUCUGGAAGGGAGUUCCAUAAAAUGGGGCCAGUAAUACUAAGUGUACAGCUCCUGUUGGAUACCAACUAUGGAUUUGAGCCACGGUGGACCACUAAAAGUGACUCCCACGCAGACCUCAGUGAUCAUGCAGGGGCACAAGGAAUUCGGAGAGAAGCAGUCACACUGCUCUCUAGGUAUCCAAGCCUUUAACAUAGGUGGGAGUAACCACUGAGGGAGAGCUUGAAGAAUCUUUGAAUUACAUUAGGGAUGAUUUGUGCUACCCUUUUAAAGGCAGGCUUGACUAAGCUGCUUGCGUCUUGAGGACAACUUUUUUUUUUUUAAAUAACUUUUAUUUUGCUUUAAACAGGUACAUAUAAAUAUAGACAACCAAAAUUACAAAGGAAAAUUCCUUAAUAGUAAUGGGGGGGAAAACUUUAAAAACUACAAAAAAUAUCAAAGUACCGUAUUUUUCGCUCUAUUGGAUGCAGUUUUUCCUCUCCAAAAAUUGAGGGGAAAUGUGUGUGCGUCCUAUAGAGCGAAUGCAGGCUUGUGCCAUAGCUGCGCGCAACCCCUCCGGCAGGGAGAGGCUGCACGGGGCUAUGGCUUCUUUAGCCCUGCGCAGCAUCUCCCGGCAAGGAGAGGCUGCACGGGGCUAAAGGGGAAGCCAAAACAGCGAGUGGGAUGGAUCCUGCUCGCUGUCUUGCCUGCUUCCAUAGCUGCGCGCAACCCCUCGGGCAAGGAGAGGCUACACGGGGCUAUGGAUUCUUUAGCCUCACGCAGCCUCUCCCGGCAAGGAGAGGCUGUGCGGGGCUAAAGGGGAAGCCAAAACAGCGAGCGGGAUCCAUCCCGCUCGCUGCCUUGCCUUCUUCCAUAGCUGCGCACAAUCCCUCUGGCAGGGAGAGGUUGUGUGCAGCCUGUACGCUGCUCUUUGGGGCUGGGGGGGAAAAUUUUUUCCCCUUGAUUUCCCCCCCUAAAAACUGGGUGCGCCCUAUGGUCCGGUGCGCCCUAUGGUGCGAAAAAUACGGUACAUAACACAGAACAUAAGCAACUAUGGAAAAGAUAAAAGAAAAGAAAAAAGAAAAAUAGAAAAAAAGAAAAGUAAAAAGGAAGAUGAGCCAAAGCAGGAAGGCUCAUCUAUUGUACACUUUGAGGACAACUUCUGUGCUUUUAAAAUUUGUACCACUGUGUUCAGGGUCAUUUAGGCCGCUUGUUCUGUUUGGGGGAGUGGAGGAGCUUGGGAGGGGGUGUUUCCAUCUCACACAGUGUCUAGCUUCCUGGGGGGAAAUUAAAUUUGGACAGUGUGCUGGUGAUUACUAGAUUUUCUCAGAAUUUACAGGAAAGAUGAGAAAAACCAAAAUUCUACUAAAAAAAUGGAUGCACCCUAUUUUGAAUCUGCAUAUCAAAAUUGCGAAAAUGGAGGGGGUUUCAGCUUGAGCAUCUGAAAAUUGGCUCUCUGGUGUAAUAGGGGAAGUAUCUGCACUUUGAAGUAGGCGUGGAGGCCUCAGGUUUCUUGUGGCAUAUAUGAUGUCUAGAAUCCUCAUCUAGCAUAGGCCGCUAUGAAAAGAAUUUAGUUACAUCCAGAAAAUCCACCACAGAAUUUUGGAAGUCAUAUUUGCAGCUCCCCAAAUUUCCUUACAGGUUCGAUCUGGAUGGAGUUCAAAAUGUGUUGUCAAUUGUGGGGGGUUUCCUUUCUCCAUUAUUCAGUAGUACUAACAUACAGGUGAGGUUUGCUAAACUCUCUCACUGGCCUAACUCAAUUGUUCUGCUUGUUCUUGUAAGUUUGGCUUGAUUCAUACUGUAUUGAUAUGCUUGUUCUUCAAAACUAUUCAGUUCUUACUGUAUUCCUAGCUUUCCAGCUAGCUAGUUUGCAGAAGGGCCUACGGUGUUUGGGUUUCUUUUCUUUUCUUUCUUCUUCAUCGUUUUGCCAUUCUUCCUGCUUUAUCUUCCUUGCACUUUGAAUGGGUUGCAGUUGUGCUUCUGUCAAACUGCCAGCCCUGCUAAAGCCUCACUUAGCUCUUCAUGGGACUUGGAAAGACCCAAGAGUUGGUAAACAAAGUCUGCUUUUAUAAAAUUUAAUGAUAGUGUUGCAGCGGAUUAGAACAAGACGGGUUUCUUAAGUGUGCAGGGAAGAACUGGAAAAUGUCAGAUGAAUUGUGUCUUUGUCAUAUGCAGGAAGUGGAGCAGGAGUCUGGCUAUUCUCUUCGAACUGCUGCAUCAACUGUGUCUAACAGUAAAUUCAGUCAACUUGAAUGUUCGUUUUCAAGGUCUUUGUGCCGUGCUGUGUGUGGGAUAUCCAGGAGCAGGGGCUGGGAAGCUACGGCCCUCCAGGUUUUGUUGGACUCCAUCUCCCAGCAGCCCCAGGGGCACGUUCAGGGGGGUGAUAGGAGUUGGAAACCGACUACAUCUGUAGAGCUUUGGCCCAGAAACUGAUAGCCUUAUCCUCUAUGAAUUUGUCUAAUCUUAUUUUAUAGCCAUCUAAGUUGGUGGCCAUCACAGCCUCUCGUGGGAGCAGAUACCAUAGUUUAGCUGUAUGGUGUGUGAAGGAGUGCUUUCUCCUUCAACAUUCAGCUUCAGUGGUUGCCCCUGAGUUCCUCUGAGUGGGAGGGGGAAAAAUUCUAACCACUUUCUCCACACUGUGCAUACAUUUUCACACUUCAACCAUGUCCCCUCUUGCUUUUUCUCGAAACUAAUCUUUCUUCACGGGGGAGUUUCUCCACUGCUUUUCUUGAUCAUUUUGGUUGCCUUUUUUCUGAACCUUUUCCAACUCUGCAAUUAUCCUUUUUGAGGUGAAGUGACCAGAAACGGUACACAGUAUUCCAAAUAAGCAUAUGAUAUCUCACAGUGUUUGAUAACUGGAAGAAAUCUUGGAGGUACACAGACGAGAAUGAGGAGAUAAGGGAGUGUUCUCUAGGAAUGCAGGAAAAGCAGGCUUGCUUACUUUGAAGAUAAAAAUUCAUGAAGGAAGAAAACUUCAGGCCGAUCAGGUUUGAAGCCAAAGGUAGAGGUUACAAACUAGUGGAAAGCAUCCCUCCCCCCGCCCCCUUUUCAGGAUAAAGAAGCAUUUUAUGCAUUUGCUUUGCUUCAUUGCCUUUUUCAAGAUAAUGCCUCUGGGUGGAAUUCACUGUGACAUUUUUCUAAGUGUGGCAAGCUGAAAUCUCCCUCUUCUGCCCCCUGUUCUUGGGAUUCUCCCCCACCCCACAAAAUUCCCAGACAGUUUUGGGGGGAUGCUGAGGGGAGUAGGAGGGGAAAGUACCCUUGCACAAGUCGAAGUCCUUAUGCAAGGCUUCAAUGGAUGGGGCUGGUUAAAUGAAUUGCAUCCUCUUGUCUUUUCUGCUUCAAUAAACUUUGAUAGAAUAGAAUGCUAAAAGAUAAAUUUGGUAGUACCUUGAUUUAAAAAUUCCUUACAUAAAAUGGUUAGCAUAAAGCCCUAGCUCAUGUGAUGUUUGCCUUGUGCUGACCUUAGAUGCAUGCUCUUAAAAUGCAGAAAGCAGCAGCACGUAACACUGUGCAGAGCUACAUCUCUACCACUGCUUGAAGUACUUGCUUUUAUGUGGAGGUUGUAAUAUUUUGCACACUUGGGAGUAAAUCCCAUUGAAUUUGACGGUAGCUGUGAAUAAGCAUGCAUUUGAUUGAGCGGCACUCGAUACCAAAUUACAGAUGAUAAGUUCUUGUUCAGUCAUUCAUGCUUGCUGCAGGUUGCGAACGUGCAUCCCGCACGGAUCACGUUUGCAACCCGAGCGUCCACUGUAUAGGAUAAUUUAAAUGAUUAUACUAAACUUAGACCUUUUCUUUCAGUGAAUUAUGAUACAGUAAAGCUGUUAGAUAUACAGAGUUGCCCACAAGGCUGUUCUGUUUGCAAAACGGCUAGGGAGUUAACCUGUAGUGGCUGGUGUGGCAGUGUGGGUGGGGGUGUGCUGCUCACCUGACUUCCCAGUACUUCAUUGCUGCUGGUUACGUAGAGGGGCAGGGCAGUGGAGAGUUUAGUGGUGUACAGGUGCAACAGCAGAGGCAAUCCUGCCAUGCUGAGCUCUCCAGUGCCUUGUCUCCCCCCUCUCAAUAACGGGCAAUGAUACCUGGCAUUGGGAAGAUGGCUUAACAGCGCAUUACUACCUGUGCUGCCUUGCUAGAUGCUACUGGACUUAACCGUUCUAUUAAACAUUAAUGCAUGAAAUCUAACUUAAAGAAGCUUGUAAAAAAUAAGUAACUUUGAUAAACUUAGUCAGGGUACAAAAUUUCUUAACUGAUGUUCUUGCGUGCAUGUCCAGUAAUACACUUUGAACAUGAAUUAACUCCAGAGUUCUCUUUAUAAACUAACUUCAUUUUUCAAAACGAGUUGUGUUCAGACAAGUGUUUCUGAAAGUUUUAUAACUAGGUUUAAAAGUAAUAGCUGCCCUUGUAUAAACAUUGGCAUUACUUUUCUGGCGUUUGUGUAUGUCUGCUUUGGGCAUGCUGUAUUUAGAGGAUGGAGUCUGUUAACUCUUACAAAAACAGUUUAAUGUUGAAUGAGUUUCCUGUAAACUAUAUUGCCAAGCUGGGGUCAUGAUUAACUUAGUUUCAUUGGCAUUGUUAUUAAUAGUUAUUUUUCAAGCUGUCCAGUAUUUUCACACACACAUACUUCUCUGUAUUGGUUUAAUGACAUAGUACAGUACUAGGAAGGUGGGGGAUGUAUUGUGUUCCUCCAAACAGUUCAUAGCAAUAGUAUUUAUUCAGAAGAUCCCAGGUUAGGCUGAGAGGUAGUGACUGGCCCAAGAUCACCUAGUGUGAGGAUCACCAACCUGGUGCCUGUGGCUUCACAGGCACUCACAAAGGUCUUCAUUCAUUUUACCUGUGGGUGCUGUGUUGGUGACCCUGUAUGAUGCGGGAGAUGGGAAUGGCAGAGUGAUGCAAAAUAAUUGCUGGAACUAGAAGGGCCUGCACUGUUGCAUUCUGGUUGGUUUGGAAGGAAGUUUGUGGGUGAGAGAAGUGGCAGGGGUGGUUUUCCUACUCGCCUUAUGGCCCAGCUUGCUUGCUGCCUACCAGCCAUGUGGAGCUGGCAGCAAACACUUGCUUCCUCCCAUGAAGGAGCUUGCACUUCACUUAUGGAGAUAUUCAGUUGGACUUUACUUCACCUGAGUUCUAUAGCACUGCAGAUUAAAAUGAAAAAUGAUUCGUUAUGAAAGGCUGUCCUUUUUAUUACCCUAUUACAGACACACGAGGUGCACAGUCAGUCUUUGUUCAAGAAACAGAAAUGUAGAAACUAUAAAUAAUUAAAAAGAAGGAAAUAGCUUAUGAUGAACUUUAACAGGUAAAUCCUGUCAGGUAAAUUCUCAUUUAAAUUUCCCCCCACAAAGCUUUUCUGAUAUCGUUCUCCUAGAAGCAUACAUCCUUGUGGGUUUUUUAAGUAUUGAAAGGCCAACAUCUCCUUUUCUGCUGUAUCAACACAAAAGCAAUUGUAGCUGCUCAUUGUGGUGAGGAGUGUCCUAGUCCCCAAGUCUUACUUAUGUCAACUCAAAGCUCUUUAAAGUUAUAACUGACAAAGCAGUGUUGGUCUAAACCAGGCAUCCCCAACCUGCAGCCUUCCAGAUGUUUUGGCCUACAACUCCUAUGAUCCCUAGCUAACAGGACCAGUGGUCAGGGAUGAUGGGAAUUGUAGUCCAAAACAUCUGGAGGGCCAAAGGUUGGUUGGGGAUGCCUGGUCUAAACACUUGGGUUUUUGUCUUUACAAGGCUUAAUAUUAAACACUGUCCUCUCCCUCAAAAAAAAAAAAAAAAAAAAAGAGCAAUGCUAAUAAAGAGGAAAAAGUGAAAGUUGCUGCACAUGCAUUGAUGGUGAAUUAGAAUACAAAUUGUAAUAGCAAGUCUCCCUUUGCCCAAGAUUUUUGUGGCUAGUAAAGAAUGAAUUAAUCUUCUGAGCACUAGGGAAAUUGGUGGAAAAGCUCAUCAUAUGUUGUGUAGCACAGUCUACUAGUUAUUCCAAAGUAUCUCCAGCCAUUUACUUUGUUUUUCAUUAUUUCUAUUUUCUAAAUUACCUCAGAAGCCCAGUCUAAACUGUGCUCUUCUCUUGCUUCAUAUUCUGCUUCUGGCUCAGUUUGCAGUCUGCUGUUGGUGGCAGAAAUGAGGCAAAAGCAUUCUAGCAGCCUUUAUAAAUUUUCUUUAAAGGAAAUAAUGCUUAAGUUUCCAUCCUUUGCUCUGCACAGACAUAGGCAGCCCUAUAAAUUAUCUGCUGCUAUAACAUAACCAUAUUUUUGUGUUCCAUGAAUGUCAAAGUGAUGUGUAACAGCUGCAUUUAUUUCUGCUUAUUGUUGAAUGAUUCCCGAAGGGUACUACGUUAGUUUAUAUCUGUGUGUGCUUUUCAAUAUGCUAACAUUUCUUCUACAAAUAUAAGUUUAAACAUUAAUCUUUUUAAGUGGAUAGGGCUUGUAUCUGACAUGACACAUCACCUUUAAGGCAAUAUUUUAAAAUUACGAGUUUUCAUUUCAAAUCUUUCACCAGCUGGUUAUGUCAAAAACAUAUACAUUGUAUGAGCAGUCCCUGAAAGAAAAAAUGUAUGGUGAAAUGAGACUUGAUAGUUCUAUGGCUGGUUGGCACCUCAAUACCAAACUUCAACAAUACUUGCUGAAAGAGCUCUUUCAAGAGGAGGCUAGGUUGUAUAGUUGUUCAAAUAGUUAUUUGUCUUUGCUUUGCUUGCAUAUGAGGUUUUCCGGCCAUUUCGGCAGUCACAGGCUGUACCUCCUAUGGUGCCUUUGUGAGGUCACAGUAAAUACGCCUUCAGAAAUCCACAAUGCACAAGAAACUGUUUUCUGUUCUUGCUCAGUUCCUGUUUACACUUGCUCAGCCCUCUCCUACACUGAACACACACCUCUGAAACAUGCCCAUAUUUUAUUAGAUGCCAGGACUGGACAUCCACACUCCCAUCUAUUCUUAACAGAGGAGAGGUGCAAUGAGCUGUUUUCUGAGCAAAUAAAGUUGCAGCUAAUAUAGGUAUUUCCCAUUGGUGGUGUGACUAUUUUGUGCUCCUGUCUUUUUAAAAAAUGUCAUAACUAUUCUGUGUUAUGCUUUACCCCUACAGCAGCCACUUUGUGUGACUGGUGCCCAUGGCACUUGCUCAAAAUUCCAAAUUUGCUUACUUGUCCCCAAAAGGCUGGUAGCUCCAAAGGAAGGGGGGAUGUAUGGUAGGCAUGUUGAAGUGGUGACAUUCUUGUCUCUCUACUGUAGACUUAUGCAGAGAGCCCUUUUGUCAGCGGUAGUAUAAAAUAACGAGCCUUGGCAGCAUAUAGGUCAAACCUUGUUCGGUUAGUACCUUGUAUGACCUUUGUUUAAGUUAACACCACUUUCAGGCUCAAUUCAGGGCAUGUUUUAACCUUAUAAGUCUUCCAUAGUUUAAAUCGAGGGUGCCUGAAGGACUGCAUAUAUACAUGUGCCUACACUCGCCUUGUCUGGGUGAUUUGAUUUAAAAAUUAGGGGGGUUGUGGAUGGAUGUUACAGUGGUGAGAAUUUGCGUUUGGAUAAUAUUAUGGUUCUAGCUAUUCCUGGCAACUUCUUGUCACCUUUACUCUUCCUCCUCUCAGGUUUUCUGUCUCUGCGUACCUUACUAGCAAAAUAUGUGCACCAAAAUGUCAAUCAUAAAUUGUUCCCUUUUCCUUUGCAGAUCGUGAGGACCAAUCAAUUCUUUGCACGUAAGUAAAUACAUUUUGGAGCUUAGCUUUGUUCUGUGAUAGUGUGAUGACUACUAUUUGUCAGAUUCACUGGGAACAGGGGCUCCUAAGAUGAGUUACACAAGAGUUAACAUUUAACUUUAUUCACUGAACGAUCUCACGGGUGGCAGAGAUCAUUAUUACCAAACUAUGUACUGAAGUUCCUUUGCAGGAGGCUGGCUGUGGCAUUCCUGCCUUAGUAGGAACUGGAUCUAGUGUGUCCAGUGCCUUCAUGGAGGUGAGCUUGGAACUGGGAACUUCACAGUUCACUGCUUGCUCUUGCAACUGUUAUUCUAACUCCUGUUGCAAGCCAACUCUUGCUGCCACUUGUUACCAUGGCUUUAGGAUGGAUUAGGCCAGGCAUAAGCAAACUUCGGCCCUCCAUAUGUUUUGGACUAGAAGAAGAAGAAGAGGAGUUUGGAUUUGAUAUCCCGCCUUUCACUCCCUUCAAGGAGUCUCAAAGCGGCUAACAUUCUCCUUUCCCUUCCUCCCCCACAACAAACACUCUGUGAGGUGAGUGAGGCUGAGAGACUUCAGAGAAGUGUGACUAGCCCAAGGUCACCCAGCAGCUGCAUGUGGAGGAGCGGAGACACAAACCCGGUUCCCCAGAUUACGAGACUACCGCUCUUAACAACUACACCACACUGGCUCUCAAUUCCCAUCAUCCCUGACCACUGAUCCUGUUAGCUAGGGAUCAUGGGAGUUGUAGGCCAAAACAUCUGGAGGCCCGAAGCUUGCCUAUGCCUGGAUUAGGCUAUAAAUCUAAGCAUAUCAUUCAUGUGAGAUCUGGAAGAAUGACUUCCAGCUAUUUAGGGGUUUAGUGAAGGGCAGUAACCCCACUUCACACUAUCUGCGCCAUUCACGUGGUCGCCAAGGCAGUCACUGUCUUUUACCUCAAACAUCUUUCAUUCAUAAUUCACAGAUUCAUAAGGAAUACGGAAGUCAAGAGGCAAAGGCACUGAAGAUACAGGGGGAGAUGAGAGGACUAAUGAGGUCUUCAGUCUGUCUUCUGAGGAUCAUUUGUCACAUAAUAAAACCAGUGAAAAAUGUAAAAGUUUUGGGUUAGUCAGUGGGAACCCCAUACGUAACUAAUAAGUUAAUAUCGGUGAACAUAUGUCUCCAGUAUAGAACAAGUCUAUUUGGCAGUGAAAUAUGAAAAUCAGUAAUGGAAUGAUCUAAAAGUGUUCUAAAGGCCAGGAGUGUGUGUGUCCUCUUUCAUCAAGUAUUCCUAUUCCAGGAAAUCUUGUAUAGUUCACCAUCUGGCAACAAUACACUAUUGGGGGGGGGCGCGGAGAAUUAACUUCAAUUUCAGCUUUGCAGCCACUGCUUAUAAAGAGAAUAGAACCUAUAAUUGACACAUUGAAUACCUGCUUAAAGUUAUGCUUUUUUUCUUUUCAUAUAUGUGGAAGCUAGAUGGACCAUCUAGGGGACGCAGGUGGCGCUGUGGGUAAAACCGCAGUGCCUAGGACUUGCUGAUCGUAUGGUCGGCGGUUUGAAUCCCCGCGGCGGGGUGAGCUCCCGUCGUUCGGUCCCAGCUGCUGCCCACCUAGCAGUUCGAAAGCACUCCUAAGUGCAAGUAGAUAAAUAGGUACCGCUUUAUAGCGGGAAGGUAAACGGCGUUUCCGUGCGCUGCGCUGAUGCUGGCUCGCCAGAUGCAGCUUCGUCACGCUGGCCACGUGACCCGGAAGGGUCUUCAGACGGCGCCGGCUCCCGGCCUCUUGAGCGAGAUGAGCGCGCAACCCUAGAGUCGGACACGACUGCCCCGUACGGGCAGGGGUACCUUUACCUUUACCUUUUAGAUGGACCAUAUGAAAUUGAUUAUAAAAUAGCAGUAAUUUGGAUAUUGUACAUGAAGCAUUCACCACCCUUUAGCUAGAUCCUUUAAAUUCUGUUACUCCAAAAGGCAAAAGGAAACUUGGGGCUCUUUCUCAAGUGACUACUUCAUAUGCAGCAGUACAUAUUCAUGUUUGUAGAAGUCUUAUAUCUGGCAACUUGAGAAUGGUUGUGCAAAUUUAUAUACUGUUCAAGGAGAUUCCUUUUUUGGUUCUCAGCUUGUAUAUCACUGUCUCAUCUUUCCUUUUCCCUAUGCAAUUGAAACAGGAGUGACAAACUGUUGAGGGAGACUCAAAUGGUAUUUCCUGAGUGGCGGAGGUGACUUCAGAUAGAAUUGUAGAAUUGGAAGGGACCAUGAGGCUCAUCUAGUCCAACCUCCUGCAAUGAAGGAGUGUUUUGUCCAAGGUGGGGCUGGAACCCCACAACCCUGAGAUCAAGUCUCAUGCUCUACUGAUUGAACUAUCCCAAACUCACUAGAGUUUUGGUUCUUUACCACUGGGUGACUGAAGAGUGCUUUUAGAAGUUAGCUCGGAAUGUCUGGUUUUCAUUAUUUAAAACCCACCAUCUAAGUUCUUACUGAAAUACCUUUAGUGUGUUUUCAGUUGGAACAGCAAGCUGCCCCAUUGACAGAGUUCCUUCAGUGAAAAGUGCUCUCAGUACCAAGUGUAUCUGCUGUACAACAGUGGUUUUACAUAAAACUCACUACUGAACAACUCAAUUCAGCAUCUUUUCACAUCUCAGGAACCAGAAAGUACCUUGCAGUUCUCCAAACCUAGCAUUAAUAAAAUUAUCCUAGACAUUAAGUUGUAGUGAAAGCCUGAUUGUUGUUUCUCUUCUACAAAUCUAGCUUUAAAUUAUGUGUGUUCUUGCAGAGGUGAAUCAGGUGCUGGGAAAACAGAAAACACCAAGAAAGUCAUUCAGUAUCUUGCACAUGUUGCUUCCUCUCAUAAAGGAAGAAAGGACCACAAUAUUCCUGUAAGUUUUACAUGGUAUUUCCUUAAUUUGUAAUUGUUGUAAUCUGUAAAUAAGGUUAACACCUUGCUUUGAAGUCUGCUUCCGAGACCCUGUCCAUGAUAAACAAGUGUUGGAAAACAGGCCACUUAAAGUUGGAAUCAGUUUGUAAGCACUGCUGUUUGCUUCAUUAUCCAUUCAACAAAGUACUUGCUUUAGUUUAAGGGAAUAGCCACCUAACAGUUGUGUUACAAUUGCUCUCUGUUAGAAGUUACAAAGAAUAAACAGUUGGAUGCCAGCUUGGUAGAUUUCAAAUUGCUAUGUGUACAUAACAACCCUCUUGCUGUUACAAUUGUCUUUGGAAACAAUUCUUAAAAUAGAAAUAUGUAUUGUACAAUACACCGUUGGCAUUAGUUUUUGUGGUGCCAUAUGCUAAGUUCUAUAGCAAAGCAAAGCAUGUUCUUGAAUGAAAAUUCAUUGCCCCACUUUUGUGCUCUCUUGGAUAUUGCAAUGUCUCCUUAAGUUCUUGCUGUAUUAUAAGGAUUUUUGUGAUGUAUAUUUGAGAUGUAAGGAGGCCUUCAAGUGAUCCUGUACUAUGCUUUUAGUGUGCAGUUGGCUGGCUGCUAUUCUUCUAGAUAGAGAUGUGCCCUGUAACUGGGGACUAAAAAAUUUAAAGUCGUUGGGCAUUUAAUAGAUAUAAAUCCUAGGAGUCUGUUAACUCUGGCACAGGUAACUUUUAAGUUUUCAGUUCCAGGAACCACUUUUAACCCAAAUAUGCAUUUGGGGACCCAUUUCUUAAAUUUUGCCAUAUAUUUGCAUCCUAAUAGUCCCAGCUGUUAUAACCCACAUUGAAUCAGGACACAACACACUCGUGGGUCCCAGCCUACCAUUUGAAGACCAGUACUUGAGCAUACCCCAAAAAAUGGAAUCCAAGGAAGGAUUAUUCAUGGAACUGUCUUGGAUCUCAAAGGCUAGCAAUGAGUUUUGUGGAGCAAAAUCGACAGCAAGAUGAAGUAUAGGACAUAAAACCAGUCCCUUCCUCUGUUGCUGGGGUUUAGUCCCGUACCAAAAUGGUAUCUGAGUAUACACUUGUUGUUCAUGUGAAUGAAUGGUUGAUUAACCCUUUUGACAGAAGAAUAAUGAAUUUGGGAUGGUGUUGUAGUUGGGCACAAAACAUACCCUCUGUCCCUGGCAGUCCAUAUCUUGGUUUCCACUAGUUCUGGUGGUAUAGGUUUGUGUGUACACUGUAUGUAUGCACGUGCAGAGCAGAUACACCUUUCCUGCUUUAUGGGGAAGUGAGAAAUGGAACACCAUUAAAUCACCUCUGAAGACACUGUGAAGGCAUACCACAUUCUGUAGCUUUAGAACUAUUACGGUAUUUAGUUGCUACCCUCCUUUAAUUCUGCAGCUUGCAACAUUUAAACAUCUGGUUGUGUAAUUUUCAUCUGAAAACUCUCUACUGUUGCCUUCCGAAACUUUUUCUUGUUUUGACAAACAAUUGUAGAGCAUGGUGUUCUUCUUUAAACUGCUAUUGCCUUAUAGCUGUGAAGAAGGCACCAUAUUUCGGAACAUGGGCUUUAUCUGCCCACAAUAUUCAUUGUAUAGUGUAAUAUAAAUGAGUACUUGAGUUGUCUAAUUGAUGUCAUAGAAGCACAGGAUUGAAUUUUUCACCAUUGGUCUUAGCUGUGUUGCUUUCUAUGAACCAAUAUUUGACAUUGCAUCUUUAAUAAAUAGGUUUUAUUUAGCAUCCCUUGUGUGAAUAAUCCAAUUUUGUUAAAAGGCAUUAUGGAUAAAGAAAACUACAUCUCAGUUUGUUGGGUUUUGGAAUUUUUUUGUGUGGCACGGUACCCAUAUGUAAACUUUGGCAAUUUGUGUGCUACUGUAUCCCAAGUUUGGGAAAUGCUCUAGAGCAAUACAGAGUUCUGCUUCACAUAAGGAGUUUUACACGUUGGUGUUGUGUUUUCUUCCGAGUUAGGAAUUCCCUUGCAUGUGCAAAACGUUGCACACAUCAUCUCACAAAAGAUAAGAGCAGCUCUUGCAUGCACACAUCUGUAUGCAUGUUGGAGGCCCUGAAUGCACAUCAGGCCUGUUGAAUCCUGGCAAAGGAAACUAAAUACACUGCCUAGAGACUUCUAUGUGAUCCAGAAAAUAAAAAUUCUAGGUGGAUUUUUUUUUUGUUAGAACCUUUUGGAAACAUUGUAUUUAAUUAAGUCUUGAGAGCGUACAGUGUAUAUUGUAUUACCAAGCUAUACCUUUUCUAAAAGAAACCAGUAUCAGACCUGGAGUCAUGAAAUAAGAUUAAAAAGUACUUUUAGUUCUUCAGCUUUCCUUGAAUGAAGUUCACAUUUAAUUCUAUCUGGCUAAAAUUUAGCUGUUGCCACGAUGAACAUAGUGGCUAAAGAAAAUAUACUAGUAUGUAUAUGAGAGUGAUCUUGGCGAUGGAUGGGAAGGCAAGGUCAGAUUUGCUAACAUGUGAAUUUGUUUGUUUACAACAAACAGCCCGAGUCACCUAAGCCAGUGAAGCACCAGGCAAGUGUCUUUUUUAUGCUUCUAAACUUUAUAUAGGCUUAAUCAUUCUUGUUUUACAUUUUUAGGAGACUACCUGUCAACAUCCAAUAUAAGUAUACAAGUAAUUUCUGGUACAGGCAUGCAGCUAAGAGUAAACUUCAUUAUUGCACAUGUACAGAAACACCGAUAUAAUUGUCCUUUGAGCGUGCAUAUCACUCAGUAUAACUGACAAAGUAGUCAGGCACAGAUUGUCCCAGAUUGCUGGGCAUUAUUGUUCCAUAUUUUGCUGACUAUGUGGGGAAAGCAGGAGUGUUUUAGUGCUGGUAUGCCUAGAUUUCCUGCGGCUCAGGAUAAAUCUGAACUGCAGUCGCCCUAGGGCUGGAACAGUAAACUCUGACUGCAUAGAUUCUUAGUUCUAGAGGCCAGUGAGGAAAGAGGGUAUGCGAAUCCCAGGACUGAUUGUUCUAGAUUCUUCUUUCUCCCCAUUCUUUUUUGACUCAAGCUGUCACCUGCCUAAUUAAAUAAGUGACCUAUUACUUCCUGUAUAAUGUCUUGAAGUGAUGCCUUGUACUAUGUACAGGUGUUGAAGUUGAAACUAAGAUUUUUUUGAAUGAAUAGGAGUUCGCUGUGACUCUCUUGGCAUGUGGAUUUUAGGAGCAGCCUAAGUACUGCUGAAGGUUGAACCACCUAGGGUUUGGUAUGUGGUUGAGGGGUUAGCUAUUUGGUCCAAUAUGUGACCUUCAGCAACUUUGGUUGUAUUAGCAAGGGAAAGGCUAAUGCUGUUUACUUUCUAUGAAAAAGCAUACAAACAGAUUCUGUUAUAGCUCUUCCCUCUAUAACCCUUAUGGCCACUGCUUAAUCAGUAGGAGAGCUUGAAUGACUUCUUAUCCAUAGACUAGGGUAACUGGAGAAUAACUCUUCGAGUGCAGAGCAAAACAUGGGUGGAUCUCCUUGGUCCGGAUUAAACAGGAUAAAAGUUUUUGCUACCUGGUGUCAUAUUCAUCAGGUUUAUUUUAUACUGUGAAGUUGAAGAAGGGUCUGAUAACAGAUUUUCUAUAUUAAAAAGAUGAGUAAACUCUCCUAUAGGAACCCAAUAAAGCCAUUUUGUAUUUUUAAUCCCAGUGUGUUUCUGUAGGUUUCAUAAGUUCAUAACCAUUAACAUUCUGUUUCAUUGUCAUUUUGAACUGCAGAGUGGAUCCCUGUUGUAUGUGAGUAGCAUGUAGCUCUUCUAGCUUCUCACCCCGCUCUCAAAAUGAGUCAAAUCACAGGGAUGCUGAGAGCAAAGCCUCUCUUACCUAUCAUUACACUGUUGAUUUGCAUGAAUAUAUUGCAUGUUACCACACCUUCACAAUAUUUUGGAUGCUUUUUCCAAGAUCUCCCUGAAUUUAUGUGUGAAAGCCAAUGUAGAUCUUGCCUUUAGUUUCAAGCUUCUGUGAUACAUUGCAGAAUAGGAUGGUGGUCUCCAUAUGCCUCUUGUCUGUUUCUUCACAUGAGACUGAUUCAUGACACCAAGACACGCGUGCCAGGCAUUUUAGGGCCAUAAGUAAGAAUAACUAGGAAACUUAUUUUGAAGUGUUCAUAUCAGGAAUUGGGAACCUGUAACACUCCAUGUUUUCUAGAGUCCUGUCAUCCCUGACCAUGUUGACUGGGGCUGAUGGGACUUGGGAGUACACAAGAUAUGGAGGGCUACCAAUUCCUCAUUUCUGUGUUGUAGGCAAGCAAUUGUACAAACCUCAAGAUCUGACUUCAUAGAGACUAAAAUAACAGAUUAAACCUGUUGUAUUGAUCAGACACUUGGGGGGUACAAAUGAAUGUCUCUCUUCAGUGAAGUCUGAAAUUUGAUUUUGCUUGCUGAGAACAGCUAAAGGCACACUAUGCUAGUGUGCUUGGACUGUAACAGGAGGUAGCACCAGUAUUCCAUGAAAUGAUUUAUCUUGGCGUAUUUCAGUUUUUUGUAACUGUCCAAACUGAGAUAAACUCCGUUCUUGACUAGAUGUAUUCCUGCAGACUCCAUAGAGCUCAUUUCUGCAGUUCAUAUUGUUUACAAACAAUUUAUGACCUUUUCUGCUUGUCAGAUGUGUGCUCACUUGAAUUGACUCUGAACUAGCUGUUUGAGCCCCUAUUACUUGGUUUCUGUGUUUUGUUUUGUUUUUGUGCUUUUCAGUGCCCAUUGAAAGGCAUUUUGCUGGAUAAUCUCUUAGAAAGGAGGAACUAGCAAGAACCUGCCAUGUAGAGUUAAGAUGCAAAAGGCAACAAUACGUUUCUUUGCUGUAUGAAAGGGUUUUUUUUAUCGUGGAUAUCAGCCAGCCUUGCACUUCCUCUUACUAUAGAUAGAAUGGUGUAGUCUUAGUUAAACAUUUAGAAAAAGCAUGUUGAAAUUACGUUACAUUCUUCUGCAUAUACAGGGUGAGUCCUUUAAAAGAGGCCCCGUGGAUACAGAGUACACAUGUUCCAUGGGGCCUCUUUUUAAAGACUCAUCCUGUAUAAAGCUCACUUGUUUAACUCCAACAGGUGAGUUAAGCACUUGCUUCUCUGAAACCAGUGAGUGUUUGAUGUUAGCUGGAUAAGCAGAGAAUGUUCAGUCAAGAAACUAAGCGAUAAUUCUGUUCAGAUAAUGCACUUCUAAAAAGGUACUGUACAAACAUUAACUAACAGUAUGCAGAAAUCUUUAACAUACAUAUAACUGGGACCAAACAAAACCAAUCAUACUGUGAAAUAUUGGUAUUUCAAAGCAGUUGAAUGGAGGCCACUUACUGUUAGGUAACCUAGGUUCAUACGUUUUCUACAAACAAGAUUGACUGGAAAAAGCAGACCUAUUAGCGGUGCUAAUAUUAAUUUUGCAAUUAUAUUACAGAUACAAUUCCACUCUGCCACACACCUUUGCUAUCCAAGACAUGGCAGCAAAAUCUCAUCUUUCACCAACUUGACUCCUCAUUGGGCUAAUGGAUACACACAGGUGUUAACAUGGACAGCAGUGGGGAAAGAAUUCUCCCAGACAUGUCUGAGCUGGCAACUCAGACUUAAAAACCUUUCUAAAAAACUGCAAAAUUAGUUCUGUGUCCUGUGCUUGUAGCUGAAAUACUGUUUCACCUCAAGUUUGAGAAUAGCCAGAGCUAAGGCAACACUGCUCACUUCGGUCUAAAACAAUCCUAUAAGUUUUGUUUAGAUGUGGGAGCAGAAAUCUGUGCUGCACAGAUGAUUAGUUAAAAUGAUAAAUGUCUACUUCACAAAGUUUUUUUAAAAAAAAUCUUUGUGCAUUACUAACGUAUACUUUGUCAGGCCAUUUAGCUGCCCCAGAUACUGAUCUCAGUGGAAGAUGGAGCAUCAUUUUUUUCUUCAAAAAUUGCCUGAAAGGUGGCAGUUUGUCAACCCUGUGCUUUAUCCAUUAGCCCUAACGUAAAUUGUAUCUAUUUCUUUAGUUUUUAAUACCAUAUUUUCCAACUGUUUUUUAUGAUGUCGUCCAUCUCAACUGUUAACAGCAUUAAGCAUAUUUUGAAGAUGCUGUAUUGAGAAGACAUAUGGGGUCAAGGCAAUUGAAAAUGGAAACCACACCUGGGAAAUUGUGCUGCUCUUGGAGUUGCCUAACUUUGGGUUUGUGUCUGUGGUUUGUUGUUUUUUUCCAGGGUGAACUGGAACGUCAGCUUCUACAGGCCAAUCCCAUUUUGGAAUCCUUUGGGAAUGCAAAGACUGUGAAAAAUGAUAAUUCCUCUCGUUUUGUAAGUUUUUAAAUUUUAAAUUUAAACCAAACAACCUUAAUUAAAUGCUAAACUAUUUUUUCUAGGCAGAUCUACUCUUAAGAAACCUGUUGAAAUGCAGUAGUUCUUCUCUUCGGGAAGGGGAGAAUCCCCCCUCCACUAAUCUUGGUCUUCAAUGCCCAGACUUACGCUGGGAGCAACCAAACUUGCAUUACAAAGAUACAUAACACUUGGGCCAAAACAAAUCUUGAUUCAGGUGCAUGAAAUUUUAGAUCAUUUUUCUGAGUAUAUUCCAGCCCUUGUAUAUUCUCAGAUAAGUACCAAUGUCUGUGCCAGUUACUGGUCUAACAGUGCAAUCCAAUACAUGCCUAGUUAGAAGUCCAGCUGAGUUGAAUGGAGCUUACUCUGCAAUGACUGGGUGUAGCAUUGCAGUCUAAAUGAGUCCAUCCCCUGUUGUGUUGGUGUAAACAUGCCUUGGAUAAAUAAGCAAUUCCCUCCUGAUUAAGCUCCAUGUUUACCUAUGAUACAUUUUUUUUUUAAAAAAAGAGCUCAGUGUUAAUUUUUCCAUGAGCAAGUCAUGUAACAGCUGAAGCUUACAACAGAAAGAACCAAUUUGUUACCUCGUUCUCUAGAAGAGAGGUAGCAGCGUAUAGUCACUCCGUUUAUUUAGUUUAUGACUAGCCUUCCAAUCUUCUUUCUUUAUAAUAUUGAUGCAUUGUAGACUUUAAAUGACUAAUACAAGUUGAGCAUCAGUAGUACCCUGUAGGUGUGCGUAUACAGUACAUGCAGGGUAGAAUGGUGGAGACAUAACGAGUCCCCACUCAGCCAUGAAGCUCAUUGGGUGACCUUGAGCAAGUCACACUCCCUCUCAGCCUAGCCUUCCUCUGAAGGUGGUUGAGAGGAUAACAAUUGUUAUGAGGAGGAGCAUGUACACCAUCCUUGGCUCCUUGGACAAUAUAAAAGGCGGGGCAUAAAUAUCAUAACAAAAUAAACAAAAAAAGUUUAGCAUCAUGACAAAGAGCACGAUCUGAGAGUCCCUAGUUAAAAUGUUUUAUCUCGGCUGUGAAUUCACUGAAUGACAUUGCGAAACACAUUGUGGCCUACAUCUUUUAAUAUUUGUAAGCACAGCCGAGAGGAUGUAAAAAAACAAACAAGAGGCCUUUUCUUAUAACUGGGUUGGGAUGAGUUAGAUCAACCAAAUCUCAAUCUGUCCAAAGUAUGAUGGCAUUGCAGAGUAGAGUAGAUGUAAUUAGGCUUCUUCUCAGACGUACUAUCUGAAACCUAAUGGUAGUCCAACAGAUAGGACAUUGGCUAAAAGUUCGCAGGUUGCGCUGCUGUUUUGCUCAGUUUUUACAGGAGGCGCAAAGACGUGAAUGCAGUAAAGUUUCUUUCCUGUAAAAGUCCUUAAGCAUCUGUUUCCUAUUACAUUUUUCCUUUAAGUCUGCAUUGAUGUUGUGAACAUAAUCACUCCAAUGGCUCUGGCACUAUUUUUGUAAUGAGUAGUUUAAUGCAGUCCAGAUGGUGAUUUAUUUUUGUAUAGAAGUAAUCUCCAGUAGUGAAGGUUUUUAAAUUCUGAUUUGAUAAGAGAGAGUUCCUCCCCUGAAGGGGAAAUGCAUUGUGAAUUAUCUUCACCUGAUGGAAGUGUAAUAAUAGUGAUACACUAAGAAAUGCAUUCAAACAUUGAUUUAAUGGAUAUAAAGGUAAAAUGUAGCUGUAGUUGAGGGGUAUUGCUGCUUCUCUUCUCAGUUUAAAUAAACUUGGAUGCAUUGAAUUUGUAAGGUAGUAAUUUCUUAUCUGUGUUUUUCCUACAGGGCAAGUUCAUCAGAAUAAAUUUUGAUGUUACUGGUUAUAUUGUUGGGGCCAACAUUGAAACAUGUAUCCUGUUCUCAGUAGCUCAUUUGAUAAACUCUGAUUAUGGGGAAACCCAGCCAGAUGGGCAGGGUACAAAUAAUAAAUUAUUAUUAUUAUUAUUAUUAUUAGGGAAAGUGUAUUGAUGACUUGGUUAAAAUACAGUAGACACUUCUUCAGCGGCUAUGUUGGAAAACUCGGGGCUUAUGCAGAAGUGCACUUCCAUUAUUGGUUUGUAGAAUAAGCGCCAAAUAUGCACAUACCUUAAUAUUGAGGAAAUUCUGGUGCAUACUCCUGACUUCCAAGGUACACAAUUUUUAAAAUAUGCCACAAUAGGCUGGUCAACAUUUAUCCCAAUUCUCAGUGCUGUAUAGGCUCAGGUUCUGCUGAAGUAAAUAAAGCUUCAUCAGUUGAGUCAUCUGAAGACCGGGUUACAAGGCUGUGUUCUGUCUUGGUAUACACUGAAACUGCACCUGGGUGAUUUUGUUGCUGGGAAAAUUACCAAUGGACUAGAUGUGAUAGGAAGUAAUUAAAAUGAGUAACUACAGCUUUUGUGGCUGGUUAUGACCAUUGCACAAAGGUCUGCAGUUCAGAAUGCAGAAAGUGGAAGAUUUAGCAUGGAGUUCUUGCAACCAUUUUGAUUGCUUACCACAUUUUCCUCAAAUCUACAUAUGCUGUACUUCCAAAUUCCCUACUUUUCCCUUUCUGAAAUCCAUUCAGCUGUUAUAGCCAGCUUAAAAACAGUAUGCAAGCAAAAUGCCAAUUUCAUGGUUGGAGACACGACACUUUGCAAAGCUCCCUGAAGUAUGAACUUCCUAAGGGCCUCUAGAUUCUAGAAUCAAGAGAGGAGCUUGCCAUAUAAUUCUGUCAGCAAAUAAAAAUGGAGCAUCUAGGCUUCAUGGACUCAGAUGUUGUAUAUCUUGCUCCUUUCUGUUGUGUUGAAAUUCACUGUUGAAAUGCACCCCUACGCAAAAUGGCAUAUAUAUUUCCUACACAAUACUUACCCUUCCCUUGAUCAUCAUACCUUAUUUUUUUAACACAAAAUGUUUUUGUUCUGUCUUUUAUUUCCUUUAUAAUACAUACUUUUGAAAUCUAGCUCCCUCAGUUGCUCUUUUCACAUUCCCACUCUAUUUUCUUCCUUCAACCUUAUUUUAAAAAACAAUUUGUUGUUGUUGUUGUUGUUAUAAGGCUGCAGGCAAAAACUUUCCUCUAUAACCAGGCCUUUGGCCUUUAACUAUCUGUGGCCUUUUAGAAGUUGGCGGAAUUUUUUUAAUGUAUUUCUUUUCCGCCUUAGUUUUAAUGUAUCUAUAUGGGGUUUUAUUUUGUUGUUAAUUUGGUUGUUGGUUGGUUGUAGUCCACUUUGGGGUGCCCUGGAUGAGACAGAGUGACUAACAAAUUUAGUAGAUUAUUAUUAUUAUUAUUAUUAUUAUUUUAAAAUGUCACAUUUCCUUCAUUUUCUUCAAGUCUUCCCUAAAGUACGAUUUACUCAUAGCAGGGUUAUACGUCCAGAACUGCCUCCUCUGUUAGAGCUUAGCUCUGGAAGAUUAAAUAGUUUGAAAAAGGCCUGUGGCUAUUGGCAUAUGCAGAGUGCAUUUAUAUUGCCACUAAGCAAUUGCAAGCAGGAAUCAUGGGUUGCAGAAUCUUCCGAAUCAGAGCCUGAUGGCAUUUAGUAGCCCAAGCACAAGCAGUUCUCAGUUUAUGCACAGCCUGGAAGCUCAGAGGGAGUUCACCACAUGCCAGGAGAACAUUAUCCCUCCUUUCAGUGAUAUCUCCUUGUCUUCCUCUAAGCUGGCUGUGAAGUAGUAUUGCACCUCUGCUUAAUUUAUGGAUUUUGCACUCUCUCUCUCUCUCUUUAAGACUCAAGGAAACAAUUUUGAUCAGAUUAAUUUAUGAAUAGUGCAGCCCGUGGUGGAUGUAGCUCAGACUAUUUGGAAGACGCGUAGGACCUCUAAUGGUUUUAGAGGUACUAAUCUUGCACAUCAAAUUCUACGCUGAGAAUUUCUGGUGCUGAUGAAGACACAGUGCAAAAUAGAAUGUGUGAAAAGAAAUGGGGUGGGGGGGAUUGCUGUUGUUAAUUAGGAGUUUGUUUCCUUUUCAUGGCAAAACUGCAUAGUUGUCCAUUACAAUCCUUAAUUGCUCUGGCUCAGACCUCCUAGAAAAGUCACGUGCCGUCCGUCAAGCCAAAGAUGAGCGGACUUUUCACAUCUUCUAUCAGCUUCUAUCCGGGGCAGGCGAACACUUGAAAGGUGAGUCAGUGCAUUAUUCUUUAGAAUUUAUUAGUUGCAGCGUUUAAACAGAAGCUGAACUGAUUUCAUGGUUUUACUAUCUUUUUGCAUAUGUGAAGGGCACAGAUGGCUCUGUUUGUAAGGUCAUUUGUACUGGCGCUGUCCAAGAUACCUUGGAUGAGUGAUUCCUAAAUAAUGAACUCUGCAGCUAGGCUUCAGUUCGGUAUUUGGAGUUAAGGUUCUGUAUUUGGGAUGCUGCAGUGGUGCAGGCCUCAAUGAAAUCUGCAUCAGCCAUAUUAACAGAUCCAGCAGACAAUUACAGUCUAAAGCUUUAUAAAAUUUAUUGAGCCCUUGGCUGGACAGAAACAUGUAAGCUUCAAGCCAGGCAGUUAAAGGAGUGCUGGCAUCAGCUAUCAAACUCACACUGGACAGAAGAGCACUCAAGCUGGGAAUGGUGCCAAGGUGCUGCUGAUAGGCCAAAGCAGCAUGGUAUUUACACUUUAGAUGAAGCACAAAUUAUUGUGAGAAGGCUUCCACUUCUUCUUGGGAUCAUCAGCAUUCCAGAUGUAGAUGUUCUUUGAGGAUACUCAUUUUUUAAUUUUGUGUCUUCUGAAAUAUUGUUUGUCUACAUUUGUCCUCUGGAAAGUUUUUGUUUGUUUCCAGCCCAAUGUGAAAAUGAAUCUGGGUUUUAAAAUAGUUUAUAAAUACUAGGGAAUUGGUCUCUGAACUCUUUAAACUUUGUCAUUGUUAGAGAAUAAAAUACUGGCCUGCCAUAAUGUCUUGUAUAGGCUUGCCAUAUGUCAGGAAAAUUCCUGUGAUGUCCUGGUUUUGGGGUGUAAAAAUGGUGCAGGGGGGAAUUUUGCCAAAUUGGUAAAAUGUCAGGGAAAACCCGGAUGUAUGGCAACAUGAUGGGAAAAAGCAGCGGAAACAGCUCCAGAAGCUUUAAAUUACUAUUUUGGGGGGAGGUUUCCCCACAAAAGCUCAACAAUUUGGGUUUGUUCCUUACAAAAGCCCAACCACUUUGCAGAUGUCAGGAAUUUCCCAUUUUGAAAUAUGGCAACCCUAGGAUUAAAUGAAUGGAAAAUUACUUUACCCAGUGUCUUGAAGAAACCUCUUUUGCGUUUUUCCUCCUCAAUACAGCUGAUUUACUCCUUGAAGGGUUUAAUAACUACAGAUUCCUCUCCAAUGGCUACGUGCCCAUUCCUGGCCAGCAAGAUAAGGAUAACUUUCAGGAGACAAUGGAAGCCAUGCAUAUCAUGGGGUUUUCUCAUGAUGAAAUCUUGGGUAUGUUUGAAAUGGCUUUGGUUUUUGAAGCUGGGAAAUGUGUGUUUUUACACUUAAAACCUGUAGCAUUUUUGUAAAAAUGCAGAAAGUAAGUUCAGAAUAGUGUGGCAUCGCAGCUUAAUAAACAUGGUAUAUGGCGCUAAAUAUGGAGUUGAAAGUGUGUACAUAACGAGCAGUAAAAUCUUAAAAAGUCAGAGACUUUUAAUGGUCCGGGCAGGGCAUUAUGUAGUUCAUUAACACUUCAAGAGUAGCAUACAUCCUAAAAAAGGUAAUAACUUCUUGGUGUAGAACUGGAUUACCCUAGUGUAGGAUUUCAGUACCUUUAUUUUAGGGUUUGUAGAGCCUCUGACAAAUACCUUGACUUGUUGAAACAUUGGACUUGUCAGAUACAGCUAUGAUCUGAAACAGAGGGGGCCUGUCCUGUGGGUUUCCUGAACCAGUUAGAUAUUCUUCUUUCAUACUGAACUUGACUGCCUGUCAAACAUGUAUACACGAUGUAUUUAUCUGCUCUUGUCCUCUGCUCUUUUGUGUGCCUCCAGCUAUGUUGAAAGUGGUGUCCUCAGUACUGCAGUUUGGUAACAUUUCCUUCAAGAAAGAGCGAAAUACCGACCAGGCAUCUAUGCCGGAAAAUACGGGUAGAUAUAUUUACAAGCACAGUAGACUUGAUUUUAGUCUAUUUUCCUCAUCAGUGAUUGAUAUCUGCAUAGAUGCUUGCAAAGAAACAGCUCCUUCUGUAUCAAGGAUAGCCAAUGUGGUGCCAUUCAGACGUUGAAGACUGCAGCUCCCAUCAGCCCCAAGCAGCACGGCCAGGGAUGAUGGGAGUUGCAGCUCACAUCAUCAUGUACCAUGUUGGUUAUGCCUGCAAUAUAGAGGCAGCUGUGGUUGUAGCGAUAGGUCCUAGCCUUCAGGUACUAAGAAACUGGUACUGUUCACACAUCUUGUGUUUUGUUCCCCCACCCCACCCCCAAACCUACUAAAUACUGCAGAAUCCCUGAGACUAUGUUGAGGUAUUUCCUCUUUGAAAAAGUAUUUGAACUCUAACCUCAUUAAGAGCUUAUCAGCAAAGUCUUUAAAACUCCCAAGUAAAAUGGUAUGUGCAGUUGAAUCGGUUUAUUUUUCUUGGGUCUAUACAGUGAUUAUGCUGCCAGGGACAGUGAUUCUGGAGCCAAACACGACUUUUUGGAGAAUUGGAGACCAUAAAUGCUAAGUUUAGAAAAUCUGAUCAUUCAAGUGACAGGGUGGUAUGCAUAGGACUGACUUUAUAAUUUAAUACUAUCCGUGUCUAAUGUUCCUCUUAAUCAUGGGAGGGGGGGAAUCCUGACACAAGUAAGAAUUUUCUCACGUUCUUAGUUCACUUUUGUAUUCUCUGUGACAAGGAUCAUCUGUAUCAUUCAGCCCUUUGUGCUUAAGUGGAUUUCUUAAGGGAACUUGUUAAUGCAUAGAGUAGUGUGUGACUGCCUUUGUCAUCAGAGUGGGUUCAUUAUCCCCCCCCGCCCCCCCCGAGCGCUGAUUUAAUAUUGGUUGAAAUGUAUGCUGUGACAUGUGUGAAGCACAACUAUAUUUAAUAUGUAUUUCCUGAAUCUACAGAGUUUCAGUGAUAGUUUUAUUAUAUGCUAACACAGAGUUUUAUUAUACGCAAACCCAGGCACACGUUCCUGGUGAAUGAAUGCUAGAAUUAUGAACUUAUUGCAUUGGUUGUUUGGAAGGCUUCACUCGUUGAGUUGCAAAGCUUACUUAUCGCCUUACCUUUCAUUAAUGUGAAGUACAGUGGUACCUUGGAAGUUGAACAGAAUCCGUUCCGGAAGACCUUUUGACUUACAAAACAUUUGGAAGCGAAGGCGUGGCUUCUGAUUGGCUGCAGGAAGCUCCUGCAGCCAAUCGGAAGCCCAGUCGGAUGUUCAUGUUCCAAAGAGUGUUCACAAACCGGAACACUCACUUCCGGGUUUGUGGCAUUCGGGAGCCAAAACGGACAAGUACCAAGGUGUUUGGGAUCCAAGGUACGACUGUACUGGUGUUACCCCUUGAGUGAUUUUCAAAUGGUGUUCUGGGAAAUGCUGAGAUUCCUCAUUGAUAGAAGCAGUAAUGGUGGAAAAAUUUCCUUGAAGGUCAAUUUGCCCAACGUUGCCAGCGUUCCCCUGCAACAUGUAGCUGCAGGGCAGUGGCUGAAUGUGUGCUAGGGUGUACGCUUGGUUCAUGUAGGGUAGUGCAAAGGCUCAUUAAGCCUAUAUGAACUGAGUUGGCAGCCUAGAACAUUCACUGGAGUCCUUUGCAAUACACAGGGAGUACAUUGUCAAACAAGUUGACUUGGAAACUGUUCCUUAACAUUAGGAACUGUGGGGAAAUACUUUUUGGGGACACUUAUUCAGUGUAAAACCAGUUGUUGAGGUUCUGGUAACUGAUUGCAUUGUUUGUAUUUGUAGUUGCACAGAAACUCUGCCACCUGUUGGGGAUGAAUGUAAUGGAAUUUACUCGAGCAAUACUCACGCCACGCAUUAAAGUUGGCAGGGACUACGUCCAGAAAGCACAAACCAAAGAACAAGUAAGCUCCGUGAUGCAAAACGUUGAAUCUUAUUCCACCCAAAGUAGCCACCAAUUUCUGGCCAGCAAACAUUCUCACCAUUUCUCUUUGCCCUGGGGGGUGGUUAAAUAUCCUGUGUGUUAUAGUAAGACUGCAUAUGAGGCCUCGGGUUUCACCUGGAGCCCAAAAACUGCUGACAAGUUACUGUAUUUUUCGCUCUAUAACACGCACCCGACCAUAACACGCACGUAGUUUUUAGAGGAGGAAAAUCCGUAGGCAUGCCACCCGUAGGCAUUCCCUCCAUAACACACACAGACAUUUCCCCUUACUUUUUAGGAGGAAAAAAGUGAGUGUUAUGGUGCAAAAAAUACAGUAGUUAUGGCAUUUCAAAAGUGCCUGGAUCCCCAUCAAUGCCUCUUGGUUGAGCUUCAGCAUUGGAGUUCCAAAUAAGGAGACAAUUACACUGAGCAUCAGUAUGCUGGGUGCAGUGGUUGAUCAGUGAGAUACAGUUUGAUAUGUGUGUGUCUGUAGAAAAACUAGAAAGCCACAUAAUGGCUGGCCUUCUGUGUCUAGGUGGUACAAUGUUCAAGCUUAGAUCUUAAUUAGAAUAUGACAUACUCCUUUGGGAUGAAGGGUGGGAUAUAAACAAAAUAAAUAUACCUAGGAAAUAGCACGUACAUUAUCUUUCUAUUAGAAAUAGUAACUGUGUUAAACUUAGUCUUUCUAUUUUCUUAUAACUUCUUCCAAAUUCUUUUUCUAAUUUUCAGGCAGACUUUGCUGUAGAGGCAUUGGCAAAAGCCACCUACGAACGCCUUUUCCGCUGGCUUGUUCACCGCAUUAACAAAGCUCUGGAUAGGACCAAGCGACAGGGAGCUUCUUUCAUCGGAAUCUUGGAUAUUGCUGGAUUUGAAAUCUUUGAGGUAUUUAGACAAAUGAAAGAAAUCUCCAGUACUUACUAUAUCGAGAGAUUUUUGUAACAUAUAUAAAAUAGCAUUGCAAUGGAUCUGGUAGCUCCAAAUUGCAAUAUUGAAAUUUCAUGGAUAAGAUUCUACUCUACACGUGACCACAUUUUUCAGUGGCUUUUCCUGACUUUUAAGCAGUCUUGGUAAGCUCUGAAUGAGAUGGGGUUUCUGUGUAAGAGAUUAGCAUGUCUGCCUUAUUUCCUUGCUAUCAUAGAAUCAUGUGCAAAACUCUCUGCACGUUUGGCCAGUUGCUUGUUAAAUGGUUUGCCCUGCAAAACUUACAUUGUAGUAUAACCAAUACAAAAGCUGUAAAACUCUAAAAAGUUAACUUUCUUGGUAUUUUCCCCUAGCUGAAUUCCUUUGAGCAACUUUGCAUCAACUAUACCAAUGAGAAGCUGCAGCAGUUAUUCAACCACACCAUGUUUAUCUUGGAGCAGGAGGAGUAUCAGAGGGAGGGCAUAGAGUGGAACUUUAUUGACUUUGGACUGGAUCUGCAACCCUGUAUUGAUUUAAUUGAAAGACCUGUAAGUUCUCAUCCGUGUCCUUUUAACAGCUCAUAGCUUUCUCAACCAAGAUUUCUCUUUAAUGUAAAUCAUUCCAUACACCUUACCGAUCCAAGUUUGUUUUUUGUUUUUCUAGAGGGGCUUCUCCGGGAUUUAAGUGUUGAAUCAAGAGACAUUUCUGUAAAGUGUGCCUGUAGACAAAUCCAGCAAGUGCUACCCUCCUGAUUUGCAUUUGUGGCAUUAUUAUUCUGCUUUUCUAAUUAAAAACUGAUCAGGCGACUUAAAAAGCAAAUUUAUAAUAAACAAAACCCAGCCAGAAAAAUGUGUUAUGAACUGAAAUUCAGAAUGAUGUUCUUACAGGCAAUACAUGCCUCACUGGAUAUGAUUAACAAGGCGCUGGUAACUUGGAACAUGCCCAAAUGUACUCUAGGCUUGCUUAUGUCACACAUUAUUUUGUGAGCUAACUGAAUGGUAGGGAACCCUGACUUUCAGUGUAUAUGUCACUGAGCUCUGUUCCUAUUUCUCGUCCUAUACCUUUAAUAGCUCUUACUUCGGUUCUGAUAAUUUUGAUUACAUUUCAGGUAGCUCUGUGUUGCUAUGAGACAUCCUGUGAGGCAAAGCAUCAAGUUGGUUGAACUUGAUGCUUUAGAAUUCUUGAUAUGCUUGUAUCUUGUUCCCUUCUUGUAUCUGAUUUCAAAAUCAACUGACUUUGGGGGGGGGGAAUCCACCGCCAUUAGUCACGUAUGUCCACUUGUAUCUCCCGUUGAAAUGCGAAUAUGGAUCUUAUUUUUGCAUAAGCACGUGCUCUGCUUCGGCUGUGUUGCUCAGGUGCAACUGUAUGGUGAAAGGAAUAUCAAAUGAGGGGAGGUGAGAACAGAAUAGAUUCUGGUAAUAAAACAUUUAUUUAUCUACUUGCUAGGCCAACCCCCCUGGUGUACUUGCUCUCCUGGAUGAAGAGUGCUGGUUCCCCAAAGCAACUGACAAGACAUUUGUAGAAAAACUGGUCCAGGAACAAGGAACCCAUUCCAAAUUCCAAAAGCCUCGGCAGCUGAAGGACAAGGCAGACUUCUGCAUCAUUCAUUAUGCAGGAAGGGUAAGCAUGAAAUGCUAUAUGAUUUCUUCGGCAUUUAUCAGUGUGUCCCAUUUGUGGGACUUCUGAGAGGCUACAGGAGCCUGUGUAUCUUGGUAUUUGAGAAUAGGUUUGGCCUCCUGAGUCUGGUCAUCAGGUAGGAUUGGAGAGUGAAAUAUGUUGCUUCCAAACUGUGGUGCCCAUUUUGAUUCCAUGCAAGAUACUUCAUGUGCUGGAGUACAGUGGUACCUCGGGUUACAUGCGCUUCAGGUUACAGACUCCGCUAACCCAGAUUUAGUGCUUCAGGUUAAGAACUUUGCUUCAGGGUGGGAUAAUUUUAAUAAAUAAGAAUAUUUUUUUUAAAAAAAUGAUAAUAACCCUACAAUUGGUUGGGGGGGGGGGAGGCAUUUUCUCAAUAGUAGCCUACCGCCAUGUAAACACUGGGAAGUCGUGAUCUCUAAAAUGAGUUUGAAAGACUUAUGUGUCACUUGCAGCAGAGGGAGAAUCUGGAAAGUAUCAUAUUAAGUGAAUCCACUGUACACAUAAAAACCCUGUUCAGACAACCCACCUCAUGCAUUCAAUGUGAUGGUGGAGUUGUGCCUGCUAGCCAUACACCCUUGACAGUGUGGUACAUUCAGUGUUAGUCCGAAAAGGGAGUUCAGUAAGUGUGUGCAGAGGUUCUUCACAAUUUCAGCACUGCUUAAAUGUCAAUCACAUAUGAGGAGAUGCAACUCAUCCUCCCUUAAAAACAAAAAAUAGGUUGGGAAGGUUGGCAGUAUUUGCUCUUUAUCCCACUUGCUUAAUUCCAGGUGGACUACAAGGCAGAUGAGUGGCUUAUGAAGAAUAUGGACCCUCUGAAUGACAAUGUGGCUACGCUUCUACACCAGUCUUCAGACAAAUUUGUGGCAGAGCUUUGGAAGGAUGGUAAGAAUCUGCUCCUAAUCUAUAUAAGAUGAGCUGGUAAAUCCUGGUGGGUGAGUUGGGGCCUUCUCUGCAAAGCUAACACAUGAAUCCUUCAUGGAUUAGUUCAAUUCCUCUGAGAUUCCUGCCAGCAGCAGCAACAGGAGGGUUUGAAGUGCCGCUGCAGUAUCAAUUAAUUUACUUGCACAUGUGUCAUUAUGGGGUGAUUGCACUUACAUACAUCAAGCUACUUGGCUGCAAGUGUGUUUUGAGUAGACUCUUUUCGUAGUCAUUUAGGAUAGUUUGAAAGUCUGUGUUGUGACUAAACGACUCUCAACCUUUCAUGACAGCUAAAAGUACUGAAGCUGCUGUUUUAGUUAUCAGCAAUGGGUACACUGGUAAAACAGGACAGUAAACUAAGAAUUUUGAAUAAUCAAAGUUUAAAUAGCUCUUAAAGGUUGUAUCAUAAUAGUACAUUAAGUCUUUUUCUUGCAUUGUUAAUUUUCUGUGUGCCUGGUAUGGCAGAACAUAAGCUUGCUUAACCAAAAACACUUCUUAAAACUUGGUUGCGUUGCUUGGAGUGCUUCCAAGAUGGUGUUAUAAUUUAGUAUCCUUUUAAUGCCUGCUUAACUCUUAGCUUCACAUUAACUUAAUUUAGGAAGAGAUCUGAUGGAUUACACCAAAAGACACUCUUAAUCCUGGAUCCCUGUGUUCCAUAGUGACCAAACAGAUGCCUAUGGGAAAGCACAAACCAGACAUAAGGGCAAAAGCUAAUGCUCGCCAGUAACUGUGCCAUCUACCUUUGAAGACCCACAGAGGUUUGGACUUCCCAACUCUAUUGACUGUUAUCAGACUCCCAAAGUCGGCUUUCUGCAAUGAUAGAUUGUUCAACCAAUCUAGCAAGUUUGGAGAUACUGCAUAUCACCCAAUUGGUGGGAAUUCUGUACCUGUUCCUUGGAAAGAAAAAAAAGAAUGCUCCAUCUAAAAGCAGAGCAUUGUUUUCCUUCCAAAAGAGCUUGCAAAGCCCCUUGAGCAGCACUUCCCAGGCAUCUGACAACCAGCUGAUUCCUAGGUGCUUAGAAAGUGCUGUAGGAGGGGCAUUUUCUACAGAUACAUAAAAUAUAUCAAGGCAGCUGACAGCAUAAAAUACAAUAAAAUCUAGAAACAUCUAUAAAACAUAAUUUAAAACAUCAGUAGAUACUGGUUGGUUUAAAAAAGAAAUGCAUGUUGGGAAGGCCUGUCCAGAAAAUACAGCUUUCAAGGGGCUUCUCAAAGAAGGGGAGGGCUGGUCCCUGCCAAACCCCUACAGGCCUGUAAUGAAGGCCUACCAAACCGCAGACCUGUGAGGAACCACCAGGAUCUCGGGGAGUGAGGUGGUGUAUAAGGGACCAGAUGGUCACUGAGGUACUUCGGGCCCAAGUUGAUUUUGGCUUUGUGAGCUAACACAAGAACCUUGAACCUAGCCUGCUAGCAAAAUUAGCCACAAAUCAAGAUGGUCAGCUUUCCUUAUGUUGGGGACAUGCUUAAGGCCCCUGGUAAAUUUGGUUGCCAUUGUUCUGCAUCAUUUUCAGGUCCACAAACAGCUUUUUAAAGAUAUAGCUACCAGCUGCACUAUACAAGUGUGGCCCAUCAUAGAUUUAUACAAAGGUGCAAUAUUAGCAGUUUUAUUUCCUCGCUAAGGUCAACUUUAGUGAAGCAAAGUAAACAUGCUGAAGACAGAAGAAAUGCUUUUGAGGUUUUAUGGAGCCAGGUUUCAAGAAUGUGUAAUGACUAUGAUAAACGGCCAUCUGGGAAUAUUGUAAAUGCCUUGGAGCAGGGACCGUGCGUGGAUUGUGAGAAGGGGGCAUUUCCACGUCUGUCAUAAGUUAAGUUGUAAACUUAGUAGAAGGUGUGCCUGUGGGCACUCUCUCAGUGCUUUUUUUCUGGGGGGACGCAGGGGUACACAUACCCCUAAACAUUUUGUGAAUCUAAGUUUAGCCUCAUUGAGGGACAGUAUUUCAAUAUGAGUAGGAAAAUGAGAGUACCCCUAAACAUUUUUUAAGGAAAAAAGCACUGGUUUCUCUAUUAAAGAGGUUGCAAACCAGCCCCAAAGUAUGCAUGAACACAAUUGUUCCAUUUCAGAACAUUAUUUCAGUAAACAGUUCCUUGUUGUGAAAGAUGGAAUCACUGUUCCCUUGUAAAUCUAUAGUCUUGACACCUGCCUUUAUGUUCACUGUUUGGGCCCUGAAAUCAAUACACACUGCUGAAGAUCCAUCAUUACACCAUAGCGACCUGUUAUGCACUUUGUUAAAGCUUGCUUGCAAUUCAAAAUUGUCUUCUCUUUACUAACUAGACUGUCUUGUGUAUCUGCUCUUUGUUCUUGCUGUUUCUGUGCCAUAGAGAUUCACAAUUUUCAGAGAGCUUCUUUCUAUGACAAUGUUACUGGUCUUCCUGAUACACCAGGUGAAUGAAUGAAAAACAAAAAUAAUAACAUAGGCCUCCUAAAAGCAGGACUUGAAUCUGUAGGAAAAACAUUUUUUUGCUUGUUAGGCAAGCAUGAACUUUCAUUUCAUCCUAACCUUAGCGUUACCUCCACAAGGCAAAUGUUCUUGGGCACAUACCUAUUUAGUUGCUGCUGCAUACAUAGUCUCAUUUUUUGUACUGCACCUCUAGAAGCUUUGCAAGUGAGUAGCUGCAUUUUGAAACACAGGCUUGCUUCUCCAACAUACCCUGAUGAUUUUGGGUAUUUGAAAUUAGGAGUCUCGGUACUCUGGUUCGGUAUGAUUUGUACUUGUUAAUGUCUGUAUACAGUUUUUUUUUAAUUGCAGUCAAAGCAAGUUUUCUUUAUACAACUUGCUGCGCUGGCAUUAAAUGGCAUGUUGAAUGUUUAUUAUUUCAGAAGCUGCUCAAAAUUAGUAUUGUUGCUAUUAAAUGCCUAUAUUUUGAAUGAUAGCUUAUGAGGGAAGUCCGUCAGUACUUGGGCCAGUACAAAUUCUGCCAGGGGUAUAUGCUGCCCAUUAAUCUGCAGGAGCACUUCUAAACUUGAAGCAAAUCUCAGUUAGGCUGCGCUCCUAAGCAGAGUUACAAGGAACUAAGCCCAGUUGAUCGCAGUGGAAUUUACUUCUGAGUAAACCUAUAAGAUUACCCCAUUAGCAAAACUCUGUGUAUUUUGGUAGACUUUAAAGCUGCUCUUUAGUCUUUGUUUUUCACUAAAAGUAUUUUACGGAGCCUGCUUUGGCAUUUUAUUAGAUUUUUACUGCCACCAUUACGUGUCUGAUCGUGCUUUUGUUGUAAGCUAAAAUACAUAAGCAGGGAAUUUAUGUAUCUCCAUGGGUGUAUCUAAGUUAAUCAUAUUGAUGUAGUUUCAAAAUGAAGCAUGUUGCUUUUUCCUGAGUGGAUCUGCUCUCAUGCGCUGCUUCCUUGAUCGCUAGAGGGGACUGAUUUCUACUCCUGAUAGAAAAAAAAUGUAUUUUGUGAAAUACAUGAUUGUGCAAAUACUUAAGAAUAUGGCCCAUAUUCACUUAAACUUGGGGGUUUGGUUACAGUUUGGCUCUUCCUUCAUUGGAGGAUGCAGCAUGCAUUACUCUCUCAUUAGUAAAUACUGUGACGUAAUUUUAUGCAUACUUAAUUGAAGUAGACAUGGCAGUGGUUUUAGCUGCAGGAUAGAUUCUUGAACUUCAUAAGUACUACGACGUGCCACUUGGUAUAAGCAGCAUGGCCAAGUUGUCUAAAUUUUAUUUGUCUAGGGACACAGGGGAAAGGACUCCCUGAACCUAGUAUGAAUUUCAACAUUUUAGGCUGAGGUGCUUUUGGUCUAACUGGGAAGUAGAUGUUAGAUUUCUGGUGCAAUGACUAGGUUAAUUAGCAAGAUCUUAGGUUGAAGAUUUUAAUGUGUUGUUUCCUAUGAAUACCCAGUACUUGUGGCUGUCCUGAGAUUUGUUUAUUUGCAUUUCUCUUUUGAUAACUGACCAAAAAACAAUAUCUCCUCCCCCUGUCCUCCUGCUCCAAAUGUGUGCUUGGUUCCUCAUGCCUUUAGAGUUUGGUUUAUUUAUAUAACCCAUAGAGGAAAACAAUAUAAAUAAUCCUUUCCCUUCUGUUCCUCAAAAAAAGUAAAGAGCUUUACAGAAGCUUUAUCAUUGUCACAUACACAGUGGAUAUCUCAGGUGUACUGAUAUAUUUGCUAUGCCAUACCCACAGAAUGGCACUUCAUACGAUGUGGUAAAGGGAAUGUCAGUGGUGAAACAAAGUGGCCUAAUUAUUUCUCCCCCCCCCCCCCAUUUUCUAUGGGAAUAUUAUUCCAUGUUUUCUUCAAGUUAAGCAGAAGUUGUUGGCAGGCUGAUCAUGGUUUGUUCCUAGCAAAGUUUGAUACAUGUCGUCAUUUGCAUUUUUUGGCUCUAUUGUAAACCUUCCCACAUAUUCACUCACAUUAUUUGCGGCUUCUUGGUCUAAAAUUCCUUUUACGUAUGAAAAGGGAAUGGCUUUUGGUGCAUAAAGCCGUGACUUGUGCUUUGUAGUGCAUCAUGGCAAAAGCUACAAUGUUCUGCCUGGUGUGUUGCUUUCAAUCCUGCUGCUUCCAUAUGUAUGUAGAUUGCUUUGCCAUAGUAGGCAGCACCUUCCACCGUUUGUCGCGCAGAGCAUUUGUCGAACAUUUUAUCUCUCGUGCGCUGCCCUGUUUCCCGAAUCCGCUUAAUUCGGUGUUCUUGUUGCCUGCAGUGGACCGCAUUGUGGGUCUGGAUCAAGUCACUGGGAUAACAGAGACCGCGUUUGGCUCGACUUACAAGACCAAGAAGGGCAUGUUCCGUACUGUGGGGCAGCUAUACAAGGAGUCCCUCACCAAACUGAUGGCCACGCUGCGAAAUACUAACCCAAAUUUUGUCCGCUGCAUCAUUCCAAACCAUGAAAAGAGGGUAUGUGUUCAUUUCAAACGUUAAAAGAUGCUUCUGAUUUUCCCUUCCCAGUCGCUAAUACUUGUUAGGAGUGACCUACUCUCAAGUAGGACCCUGGUAGAGACACAUCCCCAACUGGCAUGUUCUUUCCCUCCUGGCCGAUUGUUCGGGAGCUUCAAAAGCUUUCUCCAACCCGAACAUCACAGCAACUAAUGCCAAAAGGCAUUAGCACACUUAGGGAUCCGCAGAGUAUUCGCAGUUUGUGUAACAGAACUCAGUAGCUCAGCAUUUUGGCUAAUCUACGUUUAUUUACAUAUAAUACACUCGGAGCAUUCUGACUUAGCUCCAUCCUCUUUCUCAUCAGACAGCAGAGAGAGAGAACAAAGGACAAUAGUCCCACUUCACGGAACACAGUAACACAAAACAUCUUGUCUCCAUCACUUCCCACACUGUGGAAUGAAAACAUACACCGUCAUGUCAUAGACAACAAUCCCACGACUGCAGACACAGGGAAUGAAUCUCCAACAAUACUAUUGACAUUUGAUGUAUUUGCUGACAUGAUAGGGUUUGGAUUUCAUGUUUUGCACAAGUAUUCAGAACCCCACUUCAUCCUUGUGAGUGGUUAGUUUCUUUAACUAGGUAAGGCUAAAAGCCAGAAGGAUGAUUACAAGGAGCUGCUAGUACUGUCCCGUAACAGAGCUUUUCCUCUGCCUUUAGGCUGGAAAGCUGGAUCCGCACCUCGUUCUAGAUCAGCUUCGCUGCAAUGGUGUCUUGGAAGGAAUAAGGAUUUGUCGGCAAGGAUUUCCAAACAGGAUAGUGUUCCAAGAAUUUAGACAGAGGUACUAUAAUAACUAGAUUUGGCUUUUACUCCAGAAUGCAUGUUUAGAGCUACAUCAUUUCAGGUGGUUAAACCCAGUCUUCCCCCUCAACAUAACCUUCUGUCAUUAGUCAAGCAUAGCAUGGGGAUUAAAUGAAAAUUGGUGCCUGUACAUUUUGAUCAGAGCUUAACUAGUUGUUUUCUUAUUGAUUGGUAGAUAUGAGAUCCUGACUCCUAAUGCAAUUCCUAAGGGAUUUAUGGAUGGGAAGCAGGCUUGUGAACGCAUGGUAAGUCAUUCAGUAGCAAUCUAACAUUGCUAAAAACCAUUACCUUCUUUGCCUUAUAAAUUUUGAAACAAAUGGGUUUUGGGUAUUUGCGCAGAUCAGAGCAUUAGAGCUGGACCCCAACUUGUAUAGAAUUGGACAGAGCAAGAUUUUUUUCCGAGCUGGUGUUCUGGCACACCUAGAGGAAGAAAGGGAUCUGAAGAUCACAGACAUCAUCAUCUUCUUCCAGGCAGUCUGCAGGGGAUACCUUGCCAGGAAGUAAGUGUUUAUAGUAAUCUUGGCAGACGCUUAUAUUUGAAGUGCAGAUUUUGUGGAAAUGUUCAGUUAGCUUAAUCAAAAGCACUGAAUUUGCAGACAGAUGCAUGGUUAUUUCACUGCUAAAAAGCUUGAGAAGCAGUCUGAUGGAAUAAAUUUAUUGCCAGGAUUAAAAAAAAACAAAAAACAUGAGUAUUGCCCCCUUGCACUUGAAUAUGGCUUUGGAAAUGCUUUGAUGUAGCUGUUAAAAUGCAAACAUUCCCAACUGAAAUGGAAAACCUUGGUUUGUGUUCAGGGCUUUUGCUAAGAAACAACAGCAGCUGAGUGCAUUGAAAGUCCUGCAGAGAAAUUGUGCUGCCUAUUUGAAGCUGCGGCAUUGGCAGUGGUGGAGAGUGUUCACAAAGGUAGGUUGUCCACAAAGGGCGGUGGUGGUGGUGGUGGUGAUGGUUAGGAAUUUUCAGCAGCACAAAAGUGGAAUGCCUCUUGUGUCAUACUUUGCAGGUGAAGCCCCUGCUUCAAGUUACUCGUCAGGAGGAAGAACUUCAGGCUAAGGAUGAGGAGCUUCUGAAGGUGAAGGAGAAACAGACAAAGGUAGAAGCAGAACUCGAGGAGAUGGAAAGGAAACAUCAACAGGUUUGUAUACACAAUCUGACCUAUUCACAAAGUCGAACCUUAUUCUAAUAGCAUGUAUGACUUUAUUAUCUACCUAGGCAAAACUAACAUCUUAACUUUCUGUGGUUAGAUACAUCUAGCUAGUUUGUGUAGGAAUAGAAAGCAUAUUGUGUGAUCAAAUAAACACGCAAGGAGUUAUAGCGAAUACAUUUUAAUGACUGGCCUGGAGAAGGGGUAUGAAGCUGCACAGUGGAUCGCUUUUGAAAUUGAACUCAAUCUUUUCUGGAUAUAUACAUAUAAUCAGAGGCAGAUUUAGGGCAGUGUAACUGGUUCCUCCACACUGGGCAUGGAGCUGCAAGGGGCGUCGCAACUGUGACAUAGCACAUGUGCGGAACAGAAGGUGAGAGGCAGGGGACACUGAAUUUUGGCCUUGCACAGGGAGCCACUGAAAUUUGAAAGACCAAAGUAUACCCCUGUAUGCAUACACACCCUCCCUGUAUAGUUUCUCUCUAUGUAUAUGGCUACUGAUGGCAAAAAUAGCUGGAGGCUGGUAUAGUGAACAGGAGCCUGGGCUAGAUAAAGAAUAUAUUUCCCCCCUCUUGUUAGUUUAUUCCUUCUUGGUUCCAUCCUUGAGAACAUCUGGAGGAAUAGACACAAGAUUACAGCAAAUAGCAUCACUCAGAAGUCUUUCCUUCUGGUAACUGGUUGUCUGUGCAUGCUUGUUCUUUCAGUAACUUUUAGGACUGGGUGAGCUAUGCAAGAUGCUCCCAUAACUAUAUAAUAGUUGUUUUUGACAAUAUAUUGAAGGAGGAUUGGCAAUACUUUCUUACUGAAUUUGCAGCUGUUGGAAGAGAAAAACAUUCUUGCAGAGCAAUUGCAAGCAGAGACAGAACUCUUUGCUGAAGCCGAAGAGAUGAGAGCCCGUCUGGCUUCAAAGAAGCAAGAGUUAGAAGAAAUUCUGCAUGAUUUAGAAUCCAGGGUGGAAGAGGAAGAAGAAAGGAACCAAGUGCUACAGAAUGAAAAGAAGAAAAUGCAGGCGCACAUACAGGUAUCCCUUGAUGUGCUGAUGGUAGGAUGAUUGGAAAAUGUCAAAAUUUUGGUACAUUGACUUAUCUUUGGUGAGACCACGUGAAAACUGUGGGCAAGUUAUAAUAUAGCUGAGUUGAGCUUUCUGUUUUUUAAGGACUUAGAGGAGCAGCUCGAUGAGGAAGAAGGUGCUCGGCAGAAGUUGCAGCUGGAGAAGGUAACAGCUGAAGCCAAAAUAAAAAAGAUGGAAGAAGAGAUCUUACUGUUAGAGGACCAAAAUUCCAAAUUUCUUAAGGUGAGAGCAAAUUGUGACACACUCCUUUAGAACUAGUGAAUGUGGAAACAAUAGUGCAAUGCGUGAAAAGUGACUGCUGUGGGAGCCGUCUUGUGGCUCCUCAAUCUUGUAAUCCAGAGAGUGAUUGGCAUCUGUUUGUUGCUUGGAUUUAGGACCCUCCCUGCCCCCCCUCCAUAGAGCAAACUCUUGUCAUGUGUUGUGCCGCUAUCAUGCAGUGAUGUCAUAAGUCAUUCAAAAAGGGUGGGCUUUGCUGUUCAUUCUAUGAAAGAUAGCUUUGAUUUAAUGGUCAUCUUCUAGAGUAGCAUUCUUCAGCCUUUCCAAGCCCAGGUCCCACCUUUAAUCCCAACCUGCAUUUGGAGACCUGUUUCUGUUUGUAUGGCGGUAGUGCUAUUCAUCGUGACCUGAACAUGCACAAGGGUAGUUAGUCACUGGUUUCUACACUUCCUAUUUCGGAUGCCUCCUAGAUUUCAUUCUCCCAUCUCAAAAUCACCAUGAGCAUUUUGGUCAGGGGGAUGACAGCACAUCUCUUCAAGUACUAAAUAGCCCCUGACCCAGUAUCUUCACCCACAAUGGUUCUGUGGAGAAGUCUGCCCCUUUUGAGAAUUGUAGCUUGUUGAACUUUAUGAUGUCCAGAGCAACCCCACCUCCAGUACUCCCUUCCUUGUCCUUGGAGUUUGCGUCCACUGCCCCCCCACUGGUGCUCUCUCAGUCCACCAUUCCAGCUGGCCCAUCCUGGCUCAGAAACUCAGUGUAAACCCCUAUACACAGCAUCCUUCUCCAAAUACAUUUGACACAUGUGUUUACCCCAGGGAGCUCUCACCUCUCUGCACGCUUGUCAGUUCUACUUCUCCCCUAUUUGAACCAUUAAAAACAUUUACCCCUCAUCCCUGGGGAAUGAUAUGUCCUGAACCAGAUGAUUUCUGUCGUGCCCUCUACUAAAUAUAUCUGGAUGAGCCCCGUGUUUUAAUUACGUGGAAGUAAUUAAGUAACAAGGCUUCUUUUCAGCUUGCCCUGCACGUUUUGCUUUAAAAUCUUAGGAGGAUCAGUAAAAUACGGAGGGGCAAUUGAAUUGUCCUGUCCUGUCGCAUCGUUCAUGCAGCCUCAAGUUGUAUCUGCAGAACCCAUGUCUAUUGCUCUGAGCCCAUAUAUGUACUACCUAACGGUUGCUUUCUUUUUCUCAAUUAGGAAAAGAAAUUAAUGGAGGAUAGAAUUGCAGAGUGUACUUCACAGCUGGCUGAAGAAGAAGAAAAGGCCAAAAACUUAGCUAAACUCAAGAACAAGCAGGAAAUGAUGAUCACAGAUCUUGAAGGUUAGCAAUUUCAAGAUUUGCCAUAUGAAGGGACUCUCAGUAAAAGUCGAAAGUAUGCUAACACUGAACGAAAAACAAGCUUAUCACUGCCUUUACGUGUAUCAUUUUCUGGGACCAGAGGUACAAUAAUAGUCUUCCACAGUGUCAGUUUGGCAGCUAUUAGGAUUGGGCAUUUGGUCAGAAAAUAUUUGUUUGAUCAAGUAUUUUUAAAGCACUGUUGGAGCAAUGAUAUUUUAAUCAACUGGCUUGUUACUAAAUAAAAUCAGUGAAUUUACAAGUUGACCUAUGGUCUGUCUGCUCCCAUGUACAUGUUUACAACCACCACCACCACCACCCCCCAAAUACAAUAAAACUCAGUAUAAAAUAAACAAAUCAACAAAAUCCCACACAAACCAUGAAACAGCCUUCGGAAACCAGCUUCAAUACAUUUUGGAAUGCCUAGGGAGAAAAAAAGGUCUUCACCUGGGAUUUAAAAGAAACAGGUCUGGUGCCAGGCAGGUUUCCCUGGGGAGGGUAUUUAAUAUACAAAGGGCCCCAACCAAGAAAACAGGCAAAUGUCAAACAGGGAAGGCAAACUUCAUAUGGCAGAGGGACUCUCAGGAGGGCUUCUUUCUAAAUAAAUAAAUAAAUAAAUAAAUAAAUAUAGUGAAGAGAACAAGAAUUACAAACUGAAUGUUCCCCCCUCCUUUUCCAGAACUCAAAGGCAUAGUUCAGAUAAAAACCAUAGUUCAUGCAAGCACUGAAGUGGAAAGAGGCUGAAAAGUUGCUAAUAUCAAUAUGAAAGAGAACGCUAAUACAUACAUAAAUUGUGGAAUGCAGCAGGUGCAGUUUGUCCUGUAGAGUUUUUGUUCGUGUGCUGAAUGAAUGGCCACCAGUUUGCUAUGAAAGUCUCCCUGCUCCCCCCUCCCCACUACCCGUAUGUAGUUUCUGGGUCAGUUUUUCAGAAAAUGCUAUGUCACAAAUUAUGUCAUACCAUUUUUGUUCCUUUAAGGGGGAAGGGCUUCUGAUGACAAACACAUUUUCAUCUGCUUUACAUUUUUUUAAGUAUUUUUUUUUAAAGCAACUGUUGAACACAAGUCGGUUUUUAAAGACAAGUGUGCUAAAUUGAAAGCAGGCUAGUUCUUUGGUUACCUGUUUCCCCUGCUUUUUUCUUCUAUCUGCCUCAGUAUGUCAACAGUAUGCUCCUGACUACUGCAGGGUGAAGGGGCAAGCAGUCUUCAUUCUCUGUUACUGCUGAUACAUAACUAAAUAGAAAAGCUAAGCUGUGACCUAUCCACUGUCAUAUUCCCCUUCAUGAAAUAUUUGGCAGUAUUUGGUCAAAUAGGAGGUCAGUGGACAACAUUUGACCGGUCAGUGGGCCAACAUGCUAAUCCCAGCUUAACAAAUAAGUUAAUGAAUUAAUCAGGGUAAAUACAGAUUUUCAAAUAUUUGGACUUGCAUCUCUUGGUAUCUUGAGUAUUUCAUUAUUACGAAUGUCAGCACGAAGAAAACUAUUUAGGUUAGCAGUUUGCUUUCAGCAUUGCAAAUGCAAAAGCAUGUGUUCAAAUGUUCCUUUGUGUUUUCUUAAUAGCCAUUUUGGCCGUUGGGCACAUUGUCUUAAUCUGACUUUUGUCUAUGUUAAGUGGAUUUUCAAAAAAAAAAGAAAGAAAGCAGCAUGUCCUUCAUUACUGGAAAAUAUUGAAUCUUAUUCAUAGGAAUUGGGUAUUGCUGUGUUGGCCCUAUGGAAUGACAAAAGAGGAGAAUGUCUUUGUUUUGUACCAACUUCUGCAUUCCUAGAUUGUUAUGUUAGUGCAAAUAUCUAGGCACCUGGCAUCACCAAAGCAAAUUUCACUCCUAUGUACAGUAUACUGUUACUUAUAGAACUUCCUUCUUUCUCCUACUGGGAGACCAGAGCCAUGCCAACAAGAACAGGAUCCCUUCUCUCACUGGGGCAUUCCAGUUUUCAUACCCCUCCCCCCUUCCUUACUCCGAGUUGCCUUCCAGAUCUCACUGACCUCUCUCUCUCUCUCUCUCUUUCUCUCUCUCUGCAAUUUUUUAAACAUCACUAUUUAUGCUGCACAUUAGAAUACUUUCUGGAAGUUCUUAGCAUUUAUUUUUGCUAUCUCAACUUGCUUCAAAAUUGAGUUAUUUUUCUUUAUCCCAAUGUUCUGUUUAUAAAAAUUCCCCCUUCUGCUUUUGGCAUUUGCUGAUGGAUUAUGUUUUGAGAAGAAAUACCAUGAAAUAUUUGCAGUGUUACACUUGCAAUAUCAACAGUAUGUGUAACCCCCUUCUUGGAUUUAGAUGUGCAGUAAUUUUUGGCUGUAAAACGCAUACAUCAUAGAAUUCUGACUUUCCAUACACAUUUACUUAUUUUUGUGUCCUAAUUUGGGAAUAGUUUCUGCCUACAGUGCUGUGGCCACCUGACUUGAUUCUGAAAGUAUUACAGUUCUGACAUUUAGCUAGAUAGGCUGAAAUUGAGUAAUAAGGAUUGCAACUGACAUCCGCCAUAUUUUUGAAGUUCAUCUUGCAAUUUCUUAAGCUAGUCAUAGCCUUUCCUUACACUUAGUAACCUGAUACUGGAAGAAAGUAUAAAGGUGUCACCAUAUACCACUUCAUUGGCAGUCCAAAAUGGAAGAAAAUGUCUUUUUACAGAUUCCCAAAGUGUCUUCCUUAUUGUUUUUCUCCUCUGAGGCAACAGAAAUCCUAUAGUUAGCCUCCCAAGAUCCUGGCUUAACUUAAGAGAUGGAUCUCUCCCAGUUCCUAUUUCUUCCCUCUGCUUGGGAAGUAGACUUUCCAUGAAAUCUUUAGUUGAGGACCAGAAGCUUAUCUUAAUGAACUGAAGGUUUUGUUUUGCCUCUACCAGCAACAGUCAACAGGCAGGAGUUUUUAGUCAUCUUUUUGAGACUGAGUGAGGAGAUUCUAUCCCCAACACAAUCUCACCCAACAGGAAAUUGGCACAUUUCCCACCUCAGCCUCUUCUGUGACCAUCAGCCAUUGACUACAUAUUUCAGACAAGCUCCUCGGGAGAGUUACCGUAUUUUUCGUCCCAUAGGACGCUCUGUCCCAUAGGACGCACCUAGUUUUUUUGGGGGGGAAAUAAAGGAAAUUUUUUCCCCUGUAUUUCCCCCCCAAAACCAGGUCGGGGAAACCAAACCAGGUCGGGGAACAGCGGUAUGGUGGCGCUCCGCCUCCCCGCUGUCCCCCGAGCUUGUGGGGCUGGCUCUGGGGAGAAGCGCGCUUCUCCCCAGCGCCAGCCUCCAAACCAGGUCGAGGAACAGCAGGAUGGCGGCGAUGCGCCUCCCCGCUGUCCCCUGAGCUUGUGGGGCCGGCCGAUGUCUGCCCGAAGUGCGGGGCGCUCUGCUUCAGCGCGCCCCGCGCUCUGUGCAGCAGGCUGCUAUCCGCAGCCUAGGGAGCCCUGCGGAUGUCUGCCCGGCGUGAGGGGCGUUCUGCUUCAGGGCGUGCCGGGUGGCAGGCUGCUAUCUGCAGCGUGGGGAGCCCUGCGGGAACUCCCGCAGGGCUCCCCAGGCUGUGGAUGUCUGCCCAGUGCGAGGGGCGCUCUGCUUCAGGGCAUGCCGGGCGGCAGGCUGCUAUCCGCAGCCUAGGGAGCCCUGCGGGAACUCCCACGGGCUCCCCCGGCUUGCUGAUAGCUUCCUGAAGCCUGGAGAGCAAGAGGGGUCGGUGUGCACCGACCCCUCUCGCUCUCCAAGCUUCAGUGAAAGCCUGUAUUCGCCGCCCCAUAGGACGCACACAGAUUUCCCCUCCAUUUUUGGAGGGGAAAAAGUGCGUCCUAUAGGGUGAAAAAUACGGUACUUUUCAGUAGUGCUUUAAAUAACCAACAGAGGUACUAAAGAGGUUCCAAAUACUUUUCAGUUUUCUAUAGGAUUUCUACAACCAAUAAUUGUAGAGUACUUCUGGAUACUCCAAAGAUUCUUCAGUGGCUUUUAGCCAGAUUUCUACAGUCAACUUCUUACUAGCAAAUAGUUCCUUUUAUUUGAUACAGAUGGAAACUUGUCGGUUGUGCUUUCCAGAAGCUAGAGCUAGCUGCCUGCAAGAGUCUCUUUUAUAGUCUCCAGAGAGCAAAGGAAAGCACAGAGAACCCUUUUAUGCACAAGCUAUGCAAUCAUGUUUCAGAGUAGAAACUUUUUAUAAACUAAAUAUUCCUUAAUGAAAUGCAUAAUGCAUCAGACCCAAAAUGCAUCAGGUUGUCAUUUAAGAUCCUUCUAUUCCCUGCGAAGUUAUUGCCUCAGCUAAGUGCUCUUUUUCUUGUCUGCACAAAUGCAGGUGCACACACAGGCAUAACUACCUUAGAAGUUACUGUGGAAUAAAUUGAUGUUUUUCAGGAGCUUUUGGACAAGAGGGUUCUAAUCAUGGUCUCCCAGGGCUAGUCAAGUUCUGUUCCUUAGCUGGUGAACCUCUGCUCUUGUCAGAGAACAAUCAGGCUUCCUUACUAAACACCUUGAUUUGUACUGUCAUCAAGUUGUGAUUUUGGUAAUAGUUUGAGGACUUUGUGGGGAGAAGUUCCUUUCCUUAAGAAGUCUGCCUCCCAGGUUCUAGAGAUAGGUAGCCCAGGAUAUCUUGGUCCUUGGCACGGAAAAGUCAAAUGGCAGUCCCAUCACUGUGAUAAAAACAUCAAUAGUCAUUAUUACAUAAGUGACAUACAGAGUUGUUCUAGUCCCAGUUUUGUUGCCUUGGAAGAUAGCAGAAAUUAAUCAGAUAAGAAAUGAAACAUCACUGUUACUCUCUAGGGUUCAUUUAUGUUCUUAACAACACUGAUUUUAAACCCAGACUGCAUCGUUCUUCAUGUUGGAAGUGUUCAAACAGAAUGCUAUUUGAAACAUGAUAAUUUCCAGGAGCUCUGUCCUAUGGUAGUGAUCUGUAAGUUAGAUGCUCUAAAUGUGUACACUGAAUUCUGGCAUUUUCACUUGGGAUUGAUGCAACUCUAUGCCCCUAAAUCUUGAAUUAGCCAUUUGGUUGCCUUCAUUUUUAGCAAGUUCAGCCUUGGCAUGCUCUCACAAGAUAGUGUUUAGGAGACAAAAAUUCCCCACUUACCAUGAUUGUUUCUCCUAAAGAGCGCUUGAAAAAAGAAGAAAAGACUCGUCAAGAACUGGAAAAAGCUAAAAGGAAACUUGAUGGAGAAACAACUGAUCUACAGGACCAAAUUGCAGAGCUGCAAGCCCAGAUCGAGGAGCUAAAAAUCCAGCUUGCCAAGAAAGAAGAGGAGCUGCAGGCUGCUCUUGCCAGGUAGAAUAUGCAAAGAUAGUGCCAGGUUAUUUGGUAUUGUAGGGUGCUAUUAAGCUAUUACUGCAUAUUUCUGCUUUGUUGGCGCUGGGGUGCCGUGUAAAUUGCACACUCCACAGCCCAUCCCAGUAUCACAUGUGUUUUUUUCUGAGUAUCACCAAUUUCCUUUCAUGACAGGGAAAAAAUAAAAUAAAAAUCAGGAGCAGCAGUGGGCCUGUGCAGAUGUCAAGGAGUGUGUGUUGUCAGGUGGUGUCAUGGCAUCUGCAAGGACUCAAAAUCUAGUCACUGUUGCUAUCAACGCCAUUUGAUUUCCACCUCUUAUUAGAUCUCCCAUCUGCGACUAGAUAGACAGAAUCCAGUACACUGCCAAAUGGUUCUUCACUGAUAAGUUUUCUUGUGGAAGUCUAGAACUCCUACUUGCACUCCCAACGUUAUUUUUAAAUUUAUACCCCGCCCAUCUGGCUGGGUUUUCCCCAGCCACUCUGGACAGUUUGUAUAAAAUACAAUAAUCUAUAAUACAAUAAUCUAUUUGAAUAGGCUUUUUGCAAAGCCUGGACCCCAAGCUUCAUUCUUAUUCUAUAAAUUGUGUUGUGUUUCCAGAGGGGAUGAGGAAGCUGUGCAGAAGAACAAUGCGCUGAAAUUAAUACGAGAACUUCAAGCUCAAAUUGCAGAACUGCAGGAGGACCUUGAAUCAGAAAAGGCUUCACGAAACAAGGCUGAAAAGCAGAAGAGAGAUCUAAGUGAGGAGCUGGAGGCACUGAAGACUGAGCUGGAAGAUACCUUGGAUACCACAGCAGCUCAACAAGAGCUCAGGUUAGUAGAAGACUAGAUACAUAACAAGGAAUGUGUUCAUAAUGCUUUGAUUCCUCAUAAAGAACAAGCCCUAUUCUGGUUAAUCUGAAUUCCUGGCUACAACUCUCUGGGAGAUGUAAUGAUUUUGUUGAAUCAAAGCAACAGUAAUGACUUACAUCUGUGUAAAAACUCUCACACAGGAAGAGUUUCCAAAAGUAACGCAGCACUCCUUAUAUUGUAAUAAACUUAGGACUGCCUCAUGUCUUCUGACACAGAUUAAUCUCCAGUUUGGUGUUUUUUGUAACAUUUAAGUGGUGGUGGCUCUCCCUUGCCACAGAAAUCUGCCUUUGGGGAAUAACAACUAAAACUAAAACUUGGUUAUUCUACCCAAACUGGAUUCUUCUUACCGCUACUUCUGGGCAAUGCUGGUAGAUUGCUUGUUUCUGAAAACUAUCUUAAAUUUGCAUAGAGGCAAAAAUCGUUGGAAAAUAAACACUGUGGUAGAAAGCUGCUCAGACCUUCAGAUCUUGACUUGCUGGGUAUUCCUUAGGACAAAGCGUGAGCAGGAAGUUGCUGAACUGAAGAAAGCUCUUGAGGAAGAAACAAAGAAUCACGAAGCCCAAAUUCAGGAUAUUAGGCAGAGGCAUGCAACAGCCUUGGAAGAGCUCUCGGAACAGCUUGAACAGGCCAAACGAGUGAGUGGAAGAUGCACGGGAGACUGCCUCAGAGCCCUUUGUAUAUACUCUGUUGGGUUCAGUUGAAGGAGGGCAAGAUAUUCAUAUAUUAAAUAAUACAUUCAAACAGAUGUUAAUACUCUUCUUUCAUAAUAUAAUCUCACAGUGGAUAUGGCUGCCAUUUGUCUACUUAAGUCAGUUGAUCUUGCAUUUUUUUAACCAACCUAUCAGCAGUUUUGAACAGAACAGCAGAUAAACGUCCAAUAGAUUAAGGAUGAAAAUGCAGUAGUCUUUGCUACCUAUCUCAGAAAUGCAAGCUCAUUUGACUUUGCUCAUAUGGGUGUUGCUCACAGAUAUGCACCUAAAAAAUAUAAAGUGUUAAGAUUUGAGUCGUCUUGCGUCCCCUGUAGAAUUGUGAUCUACAGUGGCAGCUCCUGCUCCACCCUAGGUAUAUAUUUCUGGCAAAUGAGGCCUCACUUUUAUGAUUUAAUUGCUCACAUAACCAUUGUUGCAACCACUGUUAUAACUGUAACCGGUAGCAUACGUGUCCGUGUCAAAUUCAUGCAUUUGUAGACACUUCCGCAGUAAAGUGUUAAAGUUGUGUUGCAAUGCAAUAUCUAAAGCUGUUCGGUUUCAAAAACAAAUUCAUAUUGAACUUGAAGCAGCUAAGAAUUCAAAUCAGAUGGCCAAACUUGCGGUUCCUCAAAUGAAGAAGCCAGUGAAUUUUAGUCUGAAUCUAGAAAAAAUAUUUUUGCUGCAGGUGAAGCCUAGCUUUCAUAUUGCAGGUGAAGUGUAAUUACCUUUCUUUUGCUUCUAGUUCAAAUCAAAUCUUGAAAAGAACAAGCAGUGCUUGGAAACAGAUAACAAGGAGCUGGCCUGCGAGGUGAAGGUGUUGCAGCAGGUUAGAUCUGAAUCGGAGCACAAGAGGAAGAAGCUGGAUGGGCAGGUACAGGAAUUGCUGGCCAAGGUUGCAGAAGGAGAGAGGCUGAGGACAGAACUUACAGAAAAAUCAAGCAAACUGCAGGUAAAGAUUUGGAUGGGCGAUUCUUUAGCUUUUUCUCACGAACUCUUGGUCAGACUACACAGUUUAGUGAACAUCCUUCUAAAAUGCUCCUGCUUGAUACAGAUGUAGUAUUUUGAAAAAUUGGUGUGGCAUUAAUGUCAGAUAAUAGGACGGGAGCUGCUGCUGGUAAUACUUUGUGUUACACUAGUUAUCCUUUGGUGAGCACAUGCAAAGUUUCUGCUUUGCAUUGAUAUGGUUCUUGAAAGUUGAAAUAGUUUUAAGCUCCUGAAAAAUGCAACGUUACUGUUCCUCUCGUGGCAAGGAGACUGUUUAUAGAGCUCUAGUACCAUUUCCCCUGUCUUGAAGUGUCCAUUUUCCCCCAUGCAAGUCACAUCCUGCUCAGAGAAACACUUUGAAGUUUGAGAAAGUUACUUAAACCAUCAGAGUGAAAAUUACUCCUCAUUCUGCUCACUACAGAUUCAGUAGAGUUAAAACUAAAGAAUCAGUUUCUUAGGGAGGCUGUUGAAACUUUUUGUGGAAGUUUUCAAUAAAAGUAUUCAAAAGUUCAUAAGAAAUGUAGGCCUUGGGUCAGGACUAUGCUCCAGGGCCUUGCAUCCUUUCCGGCCAUUUAGUAUAUAACAAACAUAAUGAGCAGUAUAAAUGUCAGAGAGAUGGUUCAUGGGUGUAGAAUACUUUGGGGAAAAUCUGUACCAAUCAGAAACUGCUGCAAUAGGCAGAGGAGAAUAGUUUUAAAAUUCUCUUACAGUUUAUCAUAACACUUUAGGACUUAUCAUGAAAUAUAUUGGAAGUGUUAAAGGACGGUAUUUUAUUUUAUUUAUUUUGCAGUCUAAGCUGCUUCAGGAAAAUUCUACAGUAAAAAUGUGCACAGGGUCAAACUUCUAAGUAAAGUAAAUUUCGAGCCUUUCAACUGCCACUUUAUUUUGAAGCUGUAAAAAAACUUCACUCAUGUAAUACACAACUGCCCAGUCAUGCAAAGAGAACUGAAACACUGUUUUCCAGCUAAUUCCAGUUUACCAUACUAGAUUAGAUCAGGUCAGGUCAGAGAACUAGAACCCUAUAGGAGUUCUGUUAGCUGUGUUUGACAUAGGGCAGCAGAACCAGAAGCAAGCAUGCCUAAAAGGUGGAUUAUACAACUGGAUUACUUUAAAGUAGCUGCAAAAGAAAUGUCUUGUAAAUGGGUGCACUUGGGCUACUUUUGGAAUCAAUAGAAUGCAGUUGCUGUUAUCAAAGUACUUGUCAGUGUCAUGGAGGAAACAAAUAGCAAGAUUCUCCUUAGUUCCAUUGCAGUUUCUCAAAUCUGCUGCAUGUUCUAAAGCGAAGUCUCAUGUAAAUAGUCGCAGGCAUAGCAAUGAGACAUCAGAACAUAGAUAUUUCAAAUAUUGGCUUAGAUGAAUACUGUUAUGAAUAUCCUAUACCGAGGAUGUCGCUUUGGGAAAACACAUUUUCUCACAAGCAAGAUGUGAGUACAUUACCUCUAGAUUCCUUUGCUUUGCAGAAUGAGCUGGAGAGCGUCUCAAGUCUCCUGGAAGAAGCAGAGAAAAAAGGCAUUAAAUUUGCCAAAGAUGCUGCCAGUUUGGAGUCUCAGCUACAAGAUACGCAGGUAUGUCUAAAAUUCUAGAAUGCACGUUUGUUUGAAAUUCUUUUCUGCCAUUCUAUUCUCCCAUAAGUCAGCAAAAAAACCUAUAUAUAAGCCAAGCAAAAAUUAAAAUGGAAGUACAAGGGGCUGGUUGUAGUUGUGCUCUUCUGCUCAUCUAAGAAAUUUUGAUCCAGUGGACACCUCAGCUAACUGAAGAGCAGGGGAGACCUUUUUUGCAGCUGCUCACCCUGCCAAACUUUGCUCUGACAUAUUGGAAUCCUCUAGAACAAUGUGGAUAAAAGCUGCAGUGGGAAUUGGUGAAAAUCGCCUCCCCUCCUCUUUCAUUAGUGGGGACCUCCACUAGAUCAAAGGACUCCUGUUCAUGGAAGGGCACAAGCCAAUGCUGCCCUGAGUAUAAAUCAGUCAUUAUACAUAAAAUCAGAAGAAGAGAAGCAAAUUAAUUUCACUUAUGAAGGCCCUGCAAAAUAGAAAGGUGUUCACGGCAAGCUGGAAUGCUAAUAAGAGGGAAGCCAAGCUGGGCCUCCAUGCAGCUGUUAGAACGGCGGCUGCUGUAGUGCAGAUAAUACAACUCCUGUGAACUUACAUGCCUGUUUCUGAAAGAGUUAAGGCCCAGGCAUUUCUGAGCAACAGGUGUGCAGGUGACCCAAAGUGUUUUCAGAUCUAGAACAUGGAGCAGCACCCUUAGAUGUUCUUGGUUCAUUCCUUAUCUGCACAGUGGAAAUAAAGGUAUUCUGUCUCAAGAGUUGUGCUGAAGAUGAACAAGACAAGGUUUUUAAUUGCAUGCUCACAUUUAAAAUAAUGGAUUCCCUUGCAAGGAUUUGUUCAAACCUUUAACACAACUUUGGACAUUUUAUGGCACAGGAUCCCUAUGUCCUUUUGAUGCUUACACUUGCUUCUGAGAAGCAUGAUGGGUAAUACAGCAGUGGUAGCAUCGCCCAGUUUCCACUGUAAUGCAUGACCAGCUCUGGCAAUUCUUAAGUUCCCUUUUUUUGUUGUGCAAUUAAUGUCAUUUUCCUAAUGGCAGCAGUCUCAUCCCGUUCCCUGACAAUAAGAUGCUGGGAUAUUUCCUCAUUUUAACGGAUGACUCUUUUUGGCUGGGACCAGUUAACUGCUUUUAGAUCUGUAACGAUGCAUCUCAUUACCAAAUUGUAUAACAAUGAGUUAAUGCUUUCAGAUUGCACCAGCAUAAACUUGACAUCCUUACCCAGCCCCGUACCAUCUCACAGCAAGGAAAUAUCCCCAUUCCAUACUGAACACCACCGCGUCAGGCUAAGUUCAGAUUCUCUCAGGACAAGUGAUAAACAUGAGUGCGUUUUUCAUUCCCACAACAGGAGCUGUUGCAAGAGGAGACUCGCCAGAAACUGAACUUGAGUAGCAGGAUUCGACAGUUGGAGGAAGAGAAGAACAAUCUGCAGGAGCAGCAGGAGGAAGAGGAGGAAGCCAGGAAGAAUUUGGAGAAACAGGUGUUGACUCUGCAGUCUCAGGUGAGAAGCCAUGGAAUAUACGGGCAAUUGCACAUCUCUGUGUUUUUCUUCCAGCCAGGUUUGUCUUAGACUAGUUUAAACUGAAUUGGCUUUUCCUGACUCUUCAUUACUGUAUCUCCAGUACCGGAGCAGGGAAGCGUCAGGAGCUAUGAACUUUUGGCAAGGCGCACCACUCCUGAUUUCUUGCAAAGCAUUUCAAGGUUACACCAGUCUAUUUACCUGUUAGCUUGGAUAGUGGAUGCAGCUGCCUUGGGUAUUCCCACCAAUUCAAUACAAUAAAUUCAGUAAAAGUGGAUCUAGUUCACACUGCAGUAAAAACAAAUGUGCAGGUAGUCUGUACUACUGCAGGUGGCAACUGACCUGAAUGAAGAAAUGUUUCUCCAUUCUAUCUGGUUCUAGCCUAGGCAUCUGCUGUCCUUGUGUGUAAGCCCUCACCUGCACACAGCUUUCCAGUGAGAACCUUGCCAUCUCAAUGGAAAACAAGCCAACUUCCACUUGCACAACGCAUGUCUGUCUCUUUGCCAAACACAGAAAGGUCAUAACGAUGUUAUUUUCUGUUGCUCAUUAAACUCAGCUCGCUGAUGCCAAAAAGAAGGUUGAUGACGACUUGGGGACUAUUGAAGGAUUGGAGGAGAACAAGAAGAAACUACUGAAGGACAUGGAACUUCUGAGCCAGCGUCUUGAAGAAAAGGCAAUGGCGUAUGAUAAGUUGGAGAAGACCAAGAACCGUCUUCAGCAGGAGCUGGAUGACUUAAUAGUGGACCUUGAUCAUCAACGCCAAAUUGUUUCCAACUUGGAGAAAAAACAGAAGAAGUUUGAUCAGGUAUGCCACUAUAUAAAUCCUCUUGCUUUCUUCUUGAUGAUACAUGUAGCAGUUAGCUAUUAUUUGCCCAGUAAUCUUGUUACAUAGGCAUUUUCAUGAUCUACCUGUGAGCUGUUGUAAUAUCUAAACUGGUUUUCAGCUGGCUACUUAACUUGGGGCUUGCAGGAAUCCUAAUGCAUUCUUGAGAAACAGGAUCAAUAUUGAGGAAUUGGGGAGAGGAGAAGAGAUGCACUCUCAUCUCUUACAUUCACUGUGGUUCCCCAGAGCUUCUCAAGGUUGAGAUGCAAAGUAUCAAACUACCAUGGUAAUUUGGAAGCUAAGAGCUUGAAAUCUAUAUUUAUGUCUGACUUCUUCCAACUUUGCAUAUGUUGCGAUGCUCAGAUGCUGGCAGAAGAGAAGAACAUAUCUGCCCGCUAUGCAGAGGAAAGGGACCGUGCAGAGGCCGAGGCAAGAGAAAAAGAAACCAAAGCCCUCUCUCUAGCGCGAGCCCUGGAGGAAGCUUUGGAGGCCCGUGAAGAAUAUGAGAGGCAGAACAAGCAACUCCGGACAGAGAUGGAAGACUUGAUGAGUUCCAAAGAUGAUGUGGGCAAAAAUGUGAGUGGUGUACUAUUUGCAUGACUGAGAAUGGUGCAGUACAGUUUGAACAAGUGCUUCAAUGGUUGUAUUUCAAAUUGAACUUUGGGCAGUUGGAGCACAUUCAUUCUAAUGUUCUGAGAAGACUUCUGGAAUUCUGUAUGCUUCAACAGCUGCGUGCACUGGAAGGUUCUUAAAACACAAACACUCAUAGUUCUAGGGUUAAAGUUGCACGUCUUUGUGAAUUUUUGUCAUUGUUGUAACUUCAGCUUUUACACUCUGUUGAACAUAAGAGCUCUGCAUUCUCUACUAUGGUAGUGUCUUCCAUCCCUGUGCUCUCCAAAGGCAGAAGCAAAUGUGGCAUGAGCACUUGUGUAUGUGUUCUAGGUCGGUGGUUCCCAAUAUUUUUGGUAGGGCAGCCCACAAGUGCAAAUCUACUUGGUCUGAUGACCCAACAGUAUAUUGUCGUGUGAAUUUUGGACCUCAGGUCUUGGGGGGAGGCAUCAUUGGCAUGCAUUUUAUCUGCAAGUUUGGCAAUUUUAUACCUAUUACUUGAGGCAUCCAAGCAAAAAUCUUACUUAAUGCCCCUAUUAAUGUAGGAUUUGUUGAAAUAAUUAUACUGCUUAAGAAGCUACUCACAGGUUGUUGUUGUUAUUUUUUUUAAAAAUGGGAAUGUAAGAACACUAAUCAUUUGAUUGCGGCUGUAGGUUCAUGAAUUGGAAAAAUCCAAGCGCACCUUGGAGCAACAAGUGGAAGAGAUGCGAACACAGUUGGAAGAGCUGGAGGAUGAGUUGCAAGCCACAGAAGAUGCCAAAUUGCGCCUGGAAGUGAACAUGCAAGCCAUGAAAGCACAGUUUGAGCGGGAUCUCCAGGCUAGAGAUGAGCAGAAUGAGGAGAAGAAGAGGCUCUUAGUAAAACAGGUAAAGCUUUUAACAUACGGAAGUAACCAUACUGGUGGUUAUAAGUUCUGUUAAGCAAGUGUCCCUCAAACUAAAGUGGUAGAUCGUUGGAUUUUAUUAAGCUUUGAAGAUGGAAGCACAAGUCCUUCCAACCCCAUUCAUGACAGUCUAGCAAUUUCCAUGCAUGCUUGAUUAUUCCUUUGAAAGGGCAGUGGCUGAAGCAUUCUCAAAGUGCCAGAUUUUGUUUCAUUUUGGCUUUUUCCCCACCCAGGUUUUGUAGGGUGCAUAAAGCUGAAAAUCUCUGGUAAAUAAAGCAGAAAAUCUUAAUUUGUAUUAAGUCCAUAGCGAUUUAUCAUAAUCUUGCAUACGUGUGUAAUGCCUAUGGAUUCAGUAUUCACUGAACCAGUGUUAGAAAAAUGCCAGGUGGGGGGAAGCAGUUUGCUGGCUCUGUGGUUUACAUGACGGAGGGCAGGUAGAGUGAACAUGGAUCAUGGAAUUUAUAGCUUCCUUUCUGCUGUUGAAAUUAAUGUACAGAGUGCUGAGCACUAUGAAUAUGGAAACAGUCAAGGAGGACCUGUUGAUUUAUCAACUGUAAAGGAGGACUGUAAACUGCUGGCUUAGGAGUUUUGCUUAGUGCAGAUGUCCUUCAACAGGUCUCUUUCAAUUCUAGUAUGGGUGCUGCUGACUGGAGGUUCUUAUUGAGGUAGAAAUAGGUGUUGCUUUCUACUGCAUGCAAGCUGCUGUAAAGUCUGUUAAGAAAAUGUCUUUCAAGUUCUGAUUCAGGAAAUUAUGCCAUAUUUUUUGCCUCUUUUUUAAUUUGGUUUUGCGAUAAAACACAUUAAGUUGUUUAUGAGCUCUUCAGUAGGUUUUUUAAGGGUUUUUUGUUUUUUUUUUGCAUAGUUGAUCAUAAAUUACUUUCCAUUUUGCUUUGAAGAAUUAAUGAGACUACACAAAGCUUUUAUUGUCUCCAUUUUGGGAACCAGUGUACCAUGAACAAGUGUGCCCUUUUGGCCUUACUAUGAGGUUAACAAUUACGGUUGGCUUCAAUAACCUGUAAUAUUAAGCUUUUGCACAGGAGCUAUGGAUCAAAGGAGAUAGAAGCUCUUGGUGAAAAACUGCUCAUAAAAUUACUGGACAAGUGAAAACAUAGCUGAUUGUAGCCCAUGUAGCUCUUCUGCAUUUUUGUCUGCUUAUAUGCCCUCUGCUUGGCUUGUCUCGUGAACAGCUAAUGCAGAUUAUCAGAGGUUUUCUUUACGGCAUCCUCAUAAGGGCAUGUGGAUCCUAUAGUCUGUGUUUUUAUUUAAAUACCGCACAAAUGUUUCCCCUGGACUUCAUCCUUCCUUAUAGGCAGCUCCAAACUGGGGGACUUUUUUUGAAUUCUUUUCUUUUGUCUUCCUGUUUUCCUUGUUACUGAUUUACCCUGUAGGUCCGAGAGCUGGAAGCAGAAUUGGAAGAUGAGAGGAAGCAGCGUGCUUUGGCUGUGGCAUCCAAGAAGAAAAUGGAAGCAGAUCUGAAAGACCUAGAAGCUCAGAUAGAGGCUUCAAACAAAGCCCGCGACGAAGCAAUCAAACAGUUGCGCAAGUUGCAGGUGUGCACAGCUAUUCCAGAAAUAAUUUAAUCAAACCUUGGCCCCCAAAGUCCUUAUCAGCUUCUCCUUACUGUAACAGAGAAGAGGACCUGGAUAACCUGAAUAUAAUUAACAUUAAUAGAAACAGGAUCUAAUCAAAACUGGAUACUCUAGAUGUGUAGAGUAAAUUCUGGCCAUGUGAUUGGUUGGCCAAGUUCUCAGAAUAAAUGUCUUGGUCUUAAGAUGCCUUUUAAAUUUCAGGCUCAGAUGAAAGAUUAUCAGCGUGAACUAGAAGAGGCCCGGGCAUCUAGAGAUGAAAUCUUUGCUCAGUCGAAGGAGAAUGAGAAAAAGCUCAAAAGCCUUGAAGCAGAAAUUCUUCAACUGCAAGAGGUAUGGCACGGAAAGCUGCCUGAGAUAUACCCAUGGCUUAAGGUGGAGAUAGGAAUGUUUUGACUCUUAACAUUCUGCAAGUUGAGUGUGUAUAUUUUACAGAUGCUUUGCAGUUGAGUGUGUGUGGUUUUGGCACAACUUUUAAAGCGUACACGCUGAAAUGGUUCAUUUGUUUGAAGUAGUUGAUUUGAAUACUUUUCAAGGAUCUGGUAGAGUCAGGCUUCAGUAUCAAACUCUCUUGGGCUAGGGCAAUGGUAUAAACAAAGUCCAGGUAAUAUGUGAGCAGGGGAACUUCACAACAUGGUUAAACUAGGCUAGAAGCAAAGCAUAUUAAUUUCUUAAAAGCAAAAGGCUUCUUGUGCAGGCCUGUUUGAUAGUGAUAUUGGGCACAACAUGGUAGCUUUCUCUUCCUUCCCCCCCAUAUGUUUGGAAAUGGUUUUGCUUGCUGAAGCUAGUGAGAUUCCCAUGAAUAUAUAUUUUCAGGACCUUGCUGCCUCCGAGAGAGCCAGACGCCAUGCAGAGCAAGAGAGAGAUGAGCUGGCUGAUGAAAUUGCCAACAGUACCUCUGGAAAGUAAGUAACUCUGGGUAGACUUCUCCACCUAUGGCAGCCAUUAUGUGGCAGAAGCGUUCUGUGUCUGCAGCAGUUGCUGCACAAACCUCAGUACGUGUGACAACAGCCUAAUCUCUUAGCUGAGUUUGUAGUGAUCCUCUGUUGUCCCCCUGUGUAGAUCUGCCUUGCUUGACGAGAAGCGCCGCUUAGAAGCCCGAAUUGCACAGCUGGAGGAAGAACUAGAGGAAGAGCAGAGCAACAUGGAACUCCUCAAUGAUCGUUUCCGCAAAACCACUCUGCAGGUAACCCCUUUUGUGUUAGCUGGAUGUUUUCUACUUGUCUCCCUAAAGGGGUGAGAGUGUUUAAACAACUGCUUGCCUUUCUUAAAGGUUGACACCCUGAACUCUGAGCUGGCCGGAGAGCGGAGUGCCGCCCAGAAGAGUGAGAAUGCACGCCAGCAGCUGGAGCGGCACAACAAAGAGUUGAAAGCUAAGCUUCAGGAGCUGGAGGGUUCAGUAAAGUCCAAGUUCAAGGCAACCAUUUCAGCACUGGAAGCAAAGAUUGGGCAGCUCGAAGAACAGUUGGAGCAAGAGGCAAAGUAAGCACAGCACACUCUGAAAAUAGUGUUUCCAGGAGGCUGAAUCAUGAUUUGAUUUUGAAAAAGCAGAAUUUAUUCUGAAACACCUUUUCUGGUAGCUGUUAAUGAAACAAGAUAGUCAUCCAGCAAGAAGCUUGCAAGCCCAAGGAAUAAUCAUCAUCCAGUGCAGGCAUUUGUGUGAUCUUAAUCAAGUUUAUUUCUGAUGGUGUGAUUUAUUUCUUUGAUGUUAGCACUGCUUGAUGCAUGAAUUGUUCCUGUAGAUCAGUGGUGGCCAAACUUGGCCUUCCAGGUGUUUUGGGACAGCAAUUCCCAUCCCUGACCACUGGUCCUGUUAGCUAGGGAUGAUGGGAGUUGUAGUCCAAAAACAGCUGGAAGGCCAAGUUUGGCCACCACUGCUCUAGAUGGUUAUGGGAACCCACUUCAUCAUCAUCAUUAUUAAUUUUUCUAUUAUUUCAUUUAUGAAUCUCUUCUAACACCUCAAAGCAAUUUCUAAUAACUUAUAUAAAACAGUACAUAAAUAAAAUAAGUUAAAACAAUUGCAUAUAUAACACAGUUUUAAAGACAACUGUAAAUAUAAAAACAGCAGCACACACAUAAACUCAGUUCAAAUCCAAAACAAAUACCAGUUGGGAUACAGAUUUUAGAAGGUUUGUUGAAAGUGGAAUGACGUUAGCAGGUGCUGAUAAGGCAACAGAGACGGCACCUGACUGAUAUGCAAUGGAAGGGAGUUCCAAAUGGUAGCUGCUGCCACACUAUAGGCCUCAUUCUGACAUCAUAUGGAACAGACCUCCUAAGUGAAUGAUAAUUGCAGGUUGCCCACUUGUGCUGGAUGCGGUGAUUAGUUGGGUAUGUAGGGAAUGAGGCAAACUAUCAAGUAUCCUGGUCCCAGGUUCUGUAGGGCUUCAUACACUAAUACCAGCACUUCAACCUAGCCUGGUAGCUAAUUAUUCUCACUAGUGCUUUAUUUUUCUGCUGUGGGUUCAUGGAACCUUCACCUGUGGUUGGUAUACAUUUGGGCUCUGUUGCACUGACUGGUCUGUUACCUUUUUGACAUCAAGUUGAGUGAUCCCACUCUGUUGACUUACCUUAGGGAGAGAGCAGCAGCCAACAAGCUAGUACGUCGGACAGAGAAGAAGCUGAAGGAGGUGUUCAUGCAGGUCGAGGAUGAGCGUCGACAUGCAGAUCAGUACAAAGAACAGGUGAGGAACUACCUGUGCCACUUAGAAUCUCUGCUGUGGCUAGCCGACUAGAGAAAAUUUUCCCUGCUAAUGCACAUUGGGAAGCAUAGUAGGUUGUUUACAACAGCCUGUAUUGUGGACAGGGAAGGAACCUCAGAAUUGGAGGCUGAGAGCACUCCCUGGUGACUUCCCUUCCUUGGCCACAACCUCUUUCUCCAGGCCAACCCCCCUCACUGGUCCUUCAUCGCACUCUCCGUGUUUUUGCAUGGCUGAAAUGUGUCUUUGAACUCUGAUAAUGCCUCCCACUUGUCUGGAUGAAGGAAAGAAGGUGUGUGAGAGGGGGUGCAGAAAGUAGCCUAGUUAAAAUUCAAAUUCAGCGUCCCACCCACUUUUGCUGCUGUUCCCCACCCACCACUAGAAUGUACGCCCAGGAGGGAAUGUUCCCCUUGGGCUGAAAAGGUUCUUCACCCUUGGCCAAUAACCUCCAUGAAGUUCUUUAAGUGAGCAGGCGUGUGCACAUCCUGCAGCAUCUCUGCUGUUAUGGAUCCCAUUCACUUGGGUGUGGAGUCCGGGGGGCUUGUGCAAGCCUCUCCUGCAGCCCAUUCAAACUUCUGCUUCUCUGAUCUGGAGUAAUUGCAAAUGACUGAACUAUACCUUCAGGAGAAGGGUAUUUCUGGAGCAUGCAACUUCUUGCCAUAAGGUUUUAAAAAAAACAAAACUCAGGUAGUGCAUUAGAGAAGAGUUCAACCAAAGUUUUGCCAAAUCCAUGUGAGCAGCACAGGCAGCCAAGGCAGUCAGCACUGUCUGCUUUGUGAAAGUGGACGAACUCGUCAAUCUGCCCCAUGAACAUCCCACAGUGGAUGGAGACCGAAAGAUUGUUACGCCGCUGCCAGAGGUUCUCUGUCUCGAAAAGGGAGUGUAAGUGAAAGAGGACCUCUAAUCUCAUCUGGCGUGUCGUGCGGAUGUUUCUUGCAUGGGGCCUGUUUCUGAUAAUGCUCUGUAGAUGGAGAAGGCCAAUGCCAGGAUGAAGCAGCUCAAACGGCAGCUGGAAGAGGCAGAGGAGGAGGCAACACGUGCUAAUGCCUCACGUCGUAAGCUGCAGCGUGAGCUGGAUGAUGCGACUGAAGCCAAUGAGGGUCUUAGCAGGGAGGUCAGCACUCUGAAGAACAGGCUACGGUGAGUCAUGUGGUGGAAGGAAGGUCAAGGUAGGUGUGGGCAAAUGCUUCGGGGCAGGUCGCUUUUGAGUUGGUGAAUCAAAUGAGCCCCACACAACAUUUCCAGUUCUUUCCCUCCCCCAGUUUGUGAUAGCUCACCUCUAAUGUGGUCCAGAAUUUAAUGGGAGGGUCUGUUGAGUAGCCAGAAUUGAACAUUAUGCUUGAAAUUUAAUAUAGCACUAAGUGGGGGAUGUGGCCCUCUCAACAACAGGACGUUCCCCAACCCCCCAGAGCAGAUUAAGGGGGGGGUGAAGCGGGAGGGGAAUCCUGUUGUGUGCACGCACACAACAGUUUUGUUGAAUCCCACCCCAUGUCUACAGGGUCAGAUCAUUAGCUGAUUGUGCCAGGUAGGCUGAGUGCAAGCUGCUUAUGACAAAUGGCCCUACUCAACUCCUAUACCAAUGAAUGAGAGGGCAAAGUGAUGUAUCGUGAGCUAUAGCCACACAGGUAGCAGGCAUAGUUGUAGGCUUAAGUCUAUCACUGGAAACAUGAUUUAAGUGGUAUUGUGAUCCUCAUCUGUGAGCGCUAUGGUCUCAAUGAGGGGGACUCCUUUAUUUUAAUGUGGCAUGGUGGGUAGCUAGACAUCCUUUCUCUAUGUCCUUCCAACAACCCACUCCUUUCCCUCUUCCUCGUAGGAGGGGCGGCCCAAUCACGUUUUCCUCCAGCCGAUCCGGGAGGCGCCAGCUGCACAUUGAAGGGGCUUCCCUGGAGCUUUCAGAUGACGACGCAGAGAGUAAAGGCAGUGAUAUCAACGAGCCGCAGGCUGCCCAAACAGAGUAGAGCCUCCCCCACACCAUGUCUUACAGCGGGCAUUCCCGCCAAUGUGACUUUUGCUCCAUGCAUUUGGAAGAGGAGGAAGAAGAGGCCCUUACUGGCCACCAAAUUGCCUUGUGGCCCUAGACUUGCCUUAGGCAACACUGGCACACUACCUGGUCAUGCAGGUCAACCCCAGCAUACUGCUGCCUGGCUUUGCCAUGAUGUAGCCUGCUUUGGAUAUAGGUACCACUGCUUCUUUAUAUGUAUUAAAACUGUCUUCGUUCAGUGCUCUUUGUCUUCAAGGUAUCCAUUGUAAAGCCAUUUUCUAAGGCACUGGGCGAUAGGAUUACCCCUCUGUCCCUUCUGAUACACCAUUCCCAAGCAGAAGUUUCUGACACUUUCCUCUUCCCCUUUUCUAUGCAUGUUUAGCUGUAUAGCAAUCACUUGCUUUCUUUUGGUCUCCAAAGUUCUGCUUAUGUACCAGCCCCGACUGCGCCUUUUUCCUGAACAUUUUACGAUAGAUUUAGGUGAUUGACUGUGAAAAUGCCCUGAGGGGCUUCAGGGGGUAACGUACAGCUGAGAGUAGCAUCUCUUCUAGCCAGCAGUUGGUGCUACAUAAUGAGCACUCUUCAACUGUGGGACCUCCAAAUUGGGUUGGUGCUAUGUCCUGGCAGAUUUGAGACCAAAUAAGAUACUAACCACUUUCUUCAGUACUAUUAAUAGUGCUCAGCGCAAAUUGGAUAGUCUCAGCCUGGGAAUUGGAUUACCCCCCGCAGCUACCCAGCAACUGUUUCCUUGCUGGGGGUAGAAGUGUUAAGAUUAGAGCCGCUCUUGCCAGCUAUCUUGAUGCCCAAGAUCAGUGUGUCUGCCAGAGGAUAGCACGAGGACAUUGCCUGUAAAUGGAUACAGCCUGUGGAACUGCUCUCUCCCUUUCAUUUGGACAGUGUUAACUGCACCUAGCUUAGCAUCCUUACUGUUUCAUAGCUGUGAACUGACAUUUACAGAAAGUGCCUUAGACACUACAGUACUAAGACAAUGUUACAUAUAUAAUUUGCCUAUAACAAUGAUUUAAUGUAUUAAUUUUAUCAUAUCAUGUUACAUACACAUCUUCUCUAGUCCAAGUGGUAUUGAUAUUCAGUGAUGAGGAAUCAGUGUUAACUAUGAAAUCUUGAUCUGUUGCAACAUGCUUGAAAAAAAUACUUUUCUUUGGUUACAAGCUUUAACAUCCGUUAUAAAGCUUUUGUUUCUGUGCAUUUGGGUAUUUCUUAAUCCUAACUGGCUGUUGACCACCAGGCAUCUGACUGCAAAUACCUUGUUUCUUUGUAUCUCCAUAUUUCUAGACAAUGAUUUUUGUAAGACAAUAAAUUUAUUCAUUCUAGAGACUCAUUCAUGCUUGG
Molecule: messenger RNA, 73890 nt
Organism: Podarcis lilfordi (Lilford's wall lizard)
Lineage: Eukaryota; Metazoa; Chordata; Lepidosauria; Squamata; Lacertidae
Source: the annotation of a GenBank genome assembly